This is a messenger RNA of Pelobates cultripes (western spadefoot toad), 51484 nucleotides long. NCBI's taxonomy places the organism in Eukaryota, Metazoa, Chordata, Amphibia, Anura, Pelobatidae. The record is from the annotation of a GenBank genome assembly.
AAGGGACAAAAACAGGUUAGUGUGCUUUAAAUCUGCUUAACUUUGCAUUCUUAGUCUCCAAACAGUCUGUCCCAAGGCUUGUUAACACGGCAUAAUUCAAACAUCAUCUUGUGUGUACCCACUAGGCAUUGAAUUGGGGUGAGCAGACUAACAUGGUUUUAUAUGUCCUGACCUUAAGUUGAAUUCAUUUGAAAAAUAAAUUUAAAAACUCAUUUAAAAAUGCUUGUUUGGAAAACUAUGUUAUAGCUACAGCUUGGCUGGUUUAACUUAAACUACCAGUUUUCCAUUUUUAAACCAAUUUAAUGUUUAGCGAGUCCAUUCCACAAUGUUUUCCUAGUUCCAUAAUGGGUGGUUUAUGUCAGUUUGAGAUAGUUGGUCCUGUUUACAGAUUUCGGUAAAAUAUGAGUAAAAUGUAGAGUUCACUGACAAAAAGGAAUUAAUAUCUACACCGGAAUAAAACAUUUUUGUUGUAAUAUAUAAGAAAUAUACAAAAUGAAAGUAUAACUUUAAUACUAUUGAAAAUGUCCUUAUUAGAUAUUAGGUCAUGUUUAGAUGUGCUAGAGUGCUUUUAUAUUAAACAUAUAUUGUAAAAAUAUUGAACAUGAUCGGACUACUUAGUGUCUAGAAAAAAAAAUUGUGUCAAAAUAAUUCAUCAAUAAUAGCCUUUUCAUAAUGAAUUAUGACCUGAAUUAAUUUGUAUUUUUGGAUAUACUUUUAAACGUAUCUUUAAAUGAUAAAAAAAAAAAAUAUAUCAUUAUAUAAAUUAAAAAAAAAUAUUUAGAAAAUAUUUACAUAUUUUUCAAAAUGUUAAAUCAUUUAAAAAGUGUAUUAAAAAUAUUACAUUGAGGCCUAAAAAGCUCUCAGGUUAUUUACUAAAAUGAGAUUUUAAAAAGAAUUCCACAUUUUAAAACAGUUUAGUCAAACUCAAAGUAUUGCUGAUUUGGAGAUAUUUUUUGCAGUCUGGCUAUUUUGAGCUUAAAUUUGAAAUUCUCUUUAAAUUCACAUUGAAUUCUUCAUUUAAAUACCCAUGUAAAUACUUUUUUUCUCCAUUAAUAUAAUAGAUUUAUUGGGUUGCAUUCCAAGUAACUGUUCAUUAUUUGUACAUAUACAUUUAUUUACGUGAUUAUUUAUUUCUUAAUUUUUGUAUUGUAUGCUUUUAUUUAAGGGAUUUCUUCGAAAUCACAAUUUUUAGUGAAUAUGUUAUAUGAAUAACGCAUACAUUUAUCAAAUAGGAUAUAAAAAGAUUACUUUCCCUUGAAUAUGCUCUUUAGCCAAUGACACGUCACAUUCACAUUCUUUUAGGAAAAAAACCUUUUCAAAAGAUUUAUCUACAGAAGUCGCCAUUAAAGACUGUGGGAAUUUUUGCAGAUUUACCUUUUCAGAACAUUCCGAAUCAUUUGAUUUUUUUUUCUAACAGAAUGGAAUCAUUGAUUCUGAUUCAGACAAAUUAAACAAAAGCCAUUGUGCACUGCACCCAACAAGCAGUGCUAACGCUAGAAAGACAGCUCUGGAAAAAGACCUUUAUUUUUAACGUACUGUAGACACCUUCUCCGUACCGCCGUUACCUUCUCUAUUUUGCCUUCUGACAAAUUAAGAUUUUGCAUGGUUGCUUUAAAAGUUAGUUCAUUUAUUAUGUGUGUGGUUUUUUUUUUAAUAGUAUUUUUAUCAAGUACAUACCGUAGUUUGCAUGAUGGUGUAGUGGAAAAAUGUGAUCUGUCCCUGAAUUAAUUAAUAAUUUAAUACACAUAGCUUAUUUCAUUAGGGAAUACGACUGCUAAAUGUUCAUUUCAGUAAAUUGCAAACAUUUAUUCCUAAUUAUUAUUUACUAGGAUUAGAAAAAUAGAACUUUAAGACAUAGGAGAUAAAAUAUUAAAUAUUUCCUUAGUGAAAAUGACAGGUAGCCCAUAAUGAGUGUUACAUGCGGCGUAAUGUACUUACUCCUCUCUGUCUCCCCUUUGUGUGGCCCAUGAGAUCCCCAUCUCUCUGCCACUCAAGUGACCUCUGUCUAGAUUUCUGAUUUACUAAAUGAAGGUCAGGAAGCACAAGUUGCCCCUGCAUUAAUGAGCCUGGACACACCCCAAACAACCCAACACCCCAACGCCCCGUUUGCAGCUGGUUUAAUGAGAUGUGCCUUCAACAUAGCUGUUAAUACAAUCACUUAAAUGAUACACAUUGAUAUUUAUUAUAACAUCUAUCAUCUCUCUGUCUUUCUGUCUGUCUGUCUCUCUACCUAUCUACAAACAAAGCACACCCCCUUGGUUUCUAGGCUAGCUAUAUCCCUGUUUUUUUCGGAUACCUGUCUGAAUUCAGUGCAUGCUGACAGCCGCAGUCUGAGUGUAUUAGCCUGAGAUGACAAAGAAGUCAUGUUAGAAGGCGCGCGAGGAAUCUAGCUAAUCAGGAGUUUCUUUUCCAAGUAGCAAUAUUACAACCAGUGUUAACAUACAUAGCCUGUGGGUAAGAUUACACUGACCUCAACUUCAACACUUGUAACUUCUCGAGAUUCUAAUUCCGAUUAUGCAUUGAGGCUGAGUUACAUAAUACACAUUAACAACACUUCAAGUAUCUCGUAUCCCCAGGGAAGAAUUACUUCUCAGACUUUCUACCUGUAUACCUUCAUUAUUUCAUUACUUAAUUCAUUCAUUUAAUUCACGGCCUCUUGUACUACAGCCCCUCUACACACACGCACGCACGCAUGAACGCACGCACACACGCACACACAUACUCACGCACACAUACUCACUCUCUUAUUAUUAUUUAUACAAUUAUUAUUAUAACAUCUAUGAAGUCUAAUGUAUGCCGUUUAUGGAGCUGUUACUGUCUGUGGAUGUUUCAAACAAUGUAAGAACACUCACACUGUCACAGAAUAUUUAUAUAAAUUUACCCUUUUUUUCUUUCAGCAAUGGGGAAGCAGGAGACCCUCCGUUGCCUGUUUUGGCUGACUCUGGGAUACGGUGAGUGCAUUAUAUGUUGGCGUUGUGUUUUUACUGCCAAAUGGAAGAAAAUGGCUUCCUGGCAGUCAGUAUAUAGAAUUUAUAUGGAUCCAAAUGGAAAACAACUAAAUUCAUGGAUUUAGUCCAAUACUAAGGGAGAAAGAAAGAAAGAAAGAAAGAAAGAAAGAAGGAAAGAAUCUAGAUAGAAAUAAAUUUAGAUAGAUAAAGUAUAGAUUGAUAGGCAGACAAUAUAUAGACAGACAGAUACAUAGACAGACAGACAGAUAGAUAGAUAGACAGACAGACAGAUAGAUAGAGUGAUUGAUAGACAGACAUAUAGAUAGAUAGACAGAUAGAUAGAGCGAUAGAUAGACAGACAGACAGAUAGAUAGAUAGAUAGAUAGAUAGAUAGAGCAAUAGAUAGAUAGAUAGACAGAUAGAUAGAUAUAUAGAUAGAUAGAUAGAUAGAUAGAUAGAUAGCUAGAGCGAUAGAUAGAUAGACAGAUAGAUAGAUAGAUAGCUAGAGCGAUAGAUAGACAGAUAGAUAGAUAGAUAGAUAGAUAGAUAGAUAGAUGGAUAGAUAGAUAGACAGAUAGAUAGAUAGAUAGCUAGAGCGAUAGAUAGACAGAUAGAUAGAUAGAUAGCUAGAGCGAUAGAUAGAUAGAUAGAUAGACAGAUAGAUAGCUAGAGCGAUAGAUAGACAGAUAGAUAGAUAGAUAGAUAGAUAGAUAGAUGGAUAGAUAGACAGAUAGAUAGAUAGAUAGAUAGAGCGAUAGAUAGACAGAUAGAUAGAUAGAUAGAUAGCUAGAGCGAUAGAUAGACAGAUAGAUAGAUAGAUGGAUAGAUAGACAUACAGAUAGAUAGACAGAUAGAUAAAGCGAUAGAUAGACAGACAGACAGAUAGAUAGACAGAUAGAUAGAGCGAUAGAUAGACAGACAGACAGAUAGAUAGACAGACAGAUAGAGCGAUAGAUAGACAGACAGACAGAUAGAUAGACAGACAGAUAGAGCGAUAGAUAGACAGACAGAUAGACAGAUAGAUAGAUAGAUAGAUAGAUGUGUGAAGUUAACUCUUUAUGAAGUGCUAUAUAGUUGAAAUAUAGAUAACCCAUGCUUUUAUAUGGAAAUACCUGUUUUUUUUUAUAUGUUUAGUAAAAAUGUGGGUGUGGAUGGGGAAAUCCUUUCUUUAAGAUAAUAUGGAGUUUAUUUUCUGAAGAACAAACACAAGUGUAGUCAGGGCCAGCUCCAGGUGCGUCUAGCUGAUUUUAUCUAAGCUGUUUCCAUUUCUCCUCCCUGUAGUUUACUAGAUAUAACUACGAGCAUGUUGUGUUUGUUCACAGCAUUUGUUUCAUACUUCAACAUUGUAUUCAUAGUGAGAACCUACAGAAUUGUAUUGACGGAAAGAUGAGUCACCAAUGGAAUGCUUUAAACCACGUUAAUGUACUACGACAAUUACACAAGAACAAUAUAUAUUCUUAGUAUUACUUAAAUAUCAAAUCCAGGCUGGGCCAUGGGAGCUCUCUAAUAGAACAUAAAAGAUAUAAUUUAUUCUGAGAAAUGUCAAAUAAAAUUAUAUAUAGUAAGUGAGAGAGUAAAAAUAUUUCAAUAAUCUUCAGGUCAUGUGCUCUAGACAUUUCACUGAGCCUUAGCAGGCUUCCCCAAACUCCAGCCCUCCAGAUGUUGCUGAACUACAACUCCCAUGAUUCUAUGAAUGAAAUAGAUAGGCUGAGAAUCAUGGGAGUUAUAUUUCAGCAACCUCUGGAGGACCGGAGUUUGGGGAAGCCUGCAGAGUAACACACAGACUCACACACAUAUGCAAAUAAUUUGUUUUUUUCAAAACUGAAUUUGGUCCUAAUUAGGUCCAAUUUUGUGAUUCAUACCAUAUUUCCAAAAAGUCUGAACCCAAAACGAAAUGUUGUAGUGGGGGUUAGGGGCAAUAGUGGGGGGUUAGGAGCUUAAGUGGGUGGUUAGGAACACUAGUGGGGGCUUAGGACCUGUAGUGGGUGGUAAUGGGCAAUAGUGGGGGGUUAGGAGCUUAAGUGGGUGGUUAGGAACACUAGUGGGGGCUUAGGACCUGUAGUGGGUGGUAAUGGGCAAUAGUGGGGGUUAGGACCUUAAGUGGGGUGUUAGGGGCAGUAGUGGGGGGCUGGGACCUGUAGUGGGGGAUUCGGGGCAAUAGUGGGGGUUAGGAUCUGUAGUGGGUGGUUAGGAACAAUAGCGGGGGCUUAGGAUCUGUAGUGGGUGGUUAGUAACAAAAGUGGGGGGUUAGGGCCUGUAGUGAGUGAUUAGGAACAAUAGUGGGGGGAUUAGGGGCAAUAGUGGGUGGUUAGGGACAAUAGUGGGGGCUUGGGGCCUGUAGUGGGUGGUUAUGGGCAGUAGUGGGGGGGUUAGGAUCUGUAGUGGGAAGUUAGGACCUGUAGUGGGUGAUUAGGAACAAUAGUAGGGGCUUAGGACCUGUAGUGGGGAGGUUAGGGGCAAUAGUGGUUUAUUAUUAUAGUCAUUUAUAUAGUGCUAACAGAUUCCAUAGAGCUUUAUAAUUAAUUAUGAAAGGGGAGAUUUCACUAUAAAUAGGACAAAUACAAGAAAACUUACAGGAACGAUAGGUUGAAGAGGACCCUGUUCAAACGAGCUUACAGUAUAUAGGAGGUGGAGUAUAAAACACAUUAGGACAGGAAAUAGCAAUAAAAUAAGGUGGGAGUGAAGCAGAGCUGCCCUUUAGGAGAGAGCAAGGGACAGGUAUGUGAGGUAGAGGUUAUUCUGGGAGGCCAUAAGCUUUCUUAAACAGAUGGGUUUUAAAGCACUUCUUAAACAAUUGAAUACUAGUGGAGAGUCUGAUGGCGGUAGGCAGGCUAUUUCAUAGGAAGGGAGCCGCUGCGAGAAGUCCUGCAAGCCGAGUUUGCUGUAUGUGUCUGAGCAGUGGACAGGAGAAGGUCAUGGGCAGAGUGAGAAGAGGCAUGCCUAUGAAUUAAUGAAGAGAUGUAGGAGGGGGUAGAAUUGUUCAAUGCUUUAUAGGUAUGGAUUUGUACUUUCAAUUGACUCCUAAAGAAUACUGGAAGCCAAUAUAAGGAAUGACAGAAGGAUGAGGUGUGAGAGGACCAACUGGAGAGGAAAAUCAGUCUAGCGGCAGCAUUCAUUGCACACUGUAGUGGGGCAAUACAGAUUUUGGGAAGAGGGUUACAAUAAUCCAUGUAAGGGAUUACUAGAGCAUGGGCAAGGUCCUUAGUAGUAUCUUGUGUAAGAAAGGGGCGGAUGCGGGAUGUUUUUAAGGUGAAAUCUACAUGAUUUGGUAACAGACUGGAUGUGAGACUCAAAGGUUUGGCCAGAAUCAAGUAUGACACCAAGACAGUGCGGUUGCAAGGAUGGACUGAUGUGGGUACCACUAACUUGAAGGAAGAGCGAAAGAGGAGGAUCAGUAUUAGGAGGAGGAAAGACAAGAAGCUCAGUUUUAGAGAGAUUGAGCUUCAGAAAGAGGGAGGACAUCCAGUCAGAGAUGGAAGAAAGGCAAGCAGUGACACGUUUCAGUACAGUUGGGGAGAGGUCUAGGGAGGAGAGAUAUAUCUGGGUGUCAUUGGUGUACAGGUGGUAGUGGAAUCUAAAUGAGGUGAUUAGUUUGCCAAGAGAGGCAGUGUAACGAUUUAGAAUUUUUAAUACAUUGAUUUGUUUCUUUAUCUAUUGCCCAUGUAAGGGUUUUGUAAUCCCUAUCUCCCGAAGUCAGAGUCUGUUCUCUUUUAUACCAAUUUUCACUUAUAGAGUCUUCUUUAUUUAUCACUAAGACAUGCGCUAAUGAAUUAACUUGUGCAAUGUCUUGGAUAAUUGGAAUACUCAUACCUCCUUCAUCUUUUUUCCUAGACAUAAUGUUUUUUUUUAAUUCUGGGUUUUUUGCCUGCCCAGAUAAAUUUAGUAAAUGAUGUUUGGAUUAAUUCUAGCCAGCUGUCUGGGAUCUUUAUAGGAAUAAAUAUACGAGAAUUUUGGUACAAUAUAUGCUUUUAUAGGAAAGGCCUUUAAUGAUUACUAUUAUUCAUUAUAUAAUCUACCUCAUAAUCAAUUCGAUCCAAAAGAUUAUUUUAAAGAUAAGAUAAUACCAAAGAUCUCAGAAUUUCAACUAAGAGAACUGAAUGCUCCAAUUUCUCUACAUGAAAUAUAUAAAUGGAUAGAGACUUUGACUAGAUGGAGUUACAGAGAUUUUCUAUAGAUUAUUUAAAAAUGAAAUAUCUCCAUAUUUAGAAACUACUUUUAAUGAAUUUAUAUUAAAGACUAUAAUCCCACAGGAAAUGCUUAAGGGCAAUAUUGUCCCAAUAUUAAAACCAGGUAAGAACCUAGAGAAAGUAGAUAGCUAUCAGCCAAUCUCUCUUUUAAAUAUAGAUAUUAAGGUAUAUGCAGGAAUAUUGGCAGACAGAGUUAAACGAGUAGUUAGUCAUAUAAUACAUAGAGACCAGGUGGGAUUUAUUCCGGGACGACUCUCCACUAACCAUAUAAGAAACAUGAUAGGAAUACUGGAACAGGCAAGAGAGGAAUGUAUUCCCAUGCCGACCCUGUCAUUGGAUGCAGAAAAAGCAUUCGACAGGGUCAGCUGUUCUUUCGUCAGAGAGUCCCUAGUAUCAUUUGGAUUCUCGGUUCAGAUACUCAGUGCCAUAAUGGCCUAUACAGCAAUCCCCAAGAACCGUGGGUCAUGGAAUUAAGUCCAAAUGGUUUGAAAUUUCAAAUGGUACUCGACAGGGCUGUCCUUUAUCACCAUUAUUGUACAUAUUAUCGAUCGAACCCCUGGCAGUAGAUAUAAGAUAUAAGAAAACAAUAACCAAAAAAUCAAGCUAUAUGCUGAUGAUGUACUAAUAACUAUUCAGAAACCUAAGGAUUCCAUUGAUCAAGUGGUUGAGAUUAUUAGAAAUUAUAGCAACUUUUCCAAUUGUAAAAUAAAUAAUGAAAAAUCUACAGCGUUAUAUUUAAUUACAGCUCAAAAUAAUAUUGAUUUUAAAGAAAAUAAAUAUGGAUUUAAACAAGUUAAAAGCUACUUUAAUUAUCUGGGUAUAAAAAUUUCCAAAAAUCCAAAGAAAUGAAUAGAGAAUAAUAUCCUCCCUUUAAUUAAAGAAACAAAUCUUAACCUAAAGAAAAGGAAAAAAUAUAACAUGUGCUGGCACUCAAUCACACUAAAGGUGCAGGUAUUCGAGGUUAACCCUAAAAAAGCCUCAUAAAAAUUGUACAAAAAAAAUCAAUAUGAAUACCGCACUCAAUAUAGAAAAACAGUCAAACAAUAAUGAAAGAUAAUCUAAUUUCAUUUAUUAUGCUCUUAUUAUUAAAUUCAUAGGUAUUUAGCUCUAUAUGAGAAAAUAUAAUUGAUCAAUAGAAUACAUUACAUCAUAUAUUCAAUAGCUAUUUACAGAAUGACCUCCAUGGGUAUUGUAUAAAUUCAUAAUAAGUAUAUAUACACAGCUAAUAAUAUUCCUAUUUAAUGGUCUAAGGAAAACAAAUCCAUAUGGAUAAUAGUCGGAUCUGUUGUAAUCUAUGUACAUAGAAAAAAAGUAAAAAUCAAAAAGGAAUAAUGGAAAAAUUAAAAAAAUGACAAAAAAGUCAAAAGAAAAUGAAAAAAAUGAAAAUGAAAAGAAAAAAUCAAGAAAGUUAUAUAUGUCCUUAUGUACAAUAGUCCAAAAAAUAGUGAACUUUAGUAAUAAAUAGGUGGAUCUCACCCACUGAUGGAUUGUAGCCUUAGAUGCAACCGGAGGAUUUGUGGAAAGUCUGUAAUAGAUGUAGAAAGUGGCUGUAUGCCAAUCGGUGAGCUGUUAAAGAAAUGGAAAACUUGGGCCACCUGCAUCUUAUGUACCUGAGUGUGCCAUUCAAGGUUGGACACUGGUAAUAUAAGAAACCCCAGGGAGAGCAGCAAAAUGCAAGUGACCCCUAAAGGACAGCACUGUCUUACACUGCGACUUGCCAAUUCUUGCCAAUGUUUCUCCUGCGAUACGUGUUUUAUGUCAUUUUUGUGGUACAGGUCUGCUGUCAUUUCUUUUUAGUAUUUUGUGUAUUACAUUUUUUCGGUUUUAGUGGUACUUUAAUACAAUAAACUAUCUUUUUUCUGUCUAUGCAGUGAGUUUCUGCUCAGCUGGUGUCCCAGGAACUGAGUUCAUUACCGUCUUCAUGCAAAAUCACAACAUACAAACAGGAAACCCUGAUCUUACUCUGUCCAUUACUGCCCAUUACCCCGCCACCACCGUCAACAUCGCCAUCAACAAAUACAGCUUCCGAAAGAAAAUUACUUUAGACACAAUGGAGCAAGCCACCAUCCAACUCCCAAACGUUGUCCAAAUGACAUCUUCCAAACCUUUUUAUUAUACAGUGAUCGUGAUGUCCUCCAGUCCAGUUUCUGUCGUGUCUGGAAACUAUAAGACCGAGAGCUCUGACACAGCAUCUCUAUUCCCGGUUGAGGUAAGAUAUUAGUUUAUGCUGUAUAUAUCACAAACCAAGAAUUAAAAAUGCAAUCAUUUUCCAGUAUUUAUUUAUAACUAUUAUAAGAGUUUAUAAACACUUCUUAGCACACUUCAUCCAUUGUUGCCAGGUCUUGUAGAAAUUCACAAACCAUGAAAAACAGCUUGAUCGAGCUGUGUGUUACCAAGGACGAGCCACGAAUACCUUACAAGUACUCUGCAUGAUAUCGAGACAGUGCAAUGUCUACAUGAAGAUAUCACAGCGUACGAACAUGUCCUCCAGAGAAGCUUACAAUGGAUAGAGAGAAAGUGAGGAAUGGGUCAAUGUAUGCAACAUAGUAACCUACAUAUAACUGCAAGGAGGCAGCAGGGUAAUUCCUGCUAUGGGGAAAAGCUGUUCUUUAUUUAAUGCAUAUUAAAGAAUUUAGGAUUUAAUCAAUUUAAUAUUUUUUAAUAAACUUUGCACAAAAAAAAGUCAAUAUAUUAAAAUAUCAAGAAACAUAUUAUAUAUAAACAUAUUGCUACUACUGGUAUAGCUCAAAUUUGUGUAUGCCCUUAGCCUCUGUACCCUAACCACAAUUAAAAUAUAUUUUUAUUUAUAAAAUAUUUUUCCAAAUAUUUUUUCAAUAUAUUCAAUAUUCUACACAUUUAAUCAUUUUAACAUGUUAUCCAAAAUUAAAAACUAAUUUGAAAAAUGACAGUUAAAUAAAAUCAAAACCUUUUUGAUGGCUUUGAAGAUUUUCCUUUGACAGUGUUUUGAUUGGACAGAUGUUAAUUGCGUAAUAUUCAGUGUGCAAUAAUACGGAAUACACAAAUAGCCAAUGAGAUAGACAGACAGGCGGACGGAUGGAAUGAUGGACAGAUAGAUAGAUCGAUAGAUGGAUCUGAUUGAAAAAUUAAUGCUUAUUGUUGAAGUUGUAAAUAAUAUUAGAAACAAAAGAUACAUUUGGGUGAUAACAGAAGAUUAUUUAAACCACAAAACAAUGUUGUUAAAUAGAGUUUUUUUUUUUUUCCAGUUGCAUUUUUCUAACAUCAGUUAUUAAAAGAGACCAAUCACUUAUACUUAUAUUUGCAAGAAAUUUGUAACAAUAUGUUUUAUUCUUUAGCAUACAAUUUCAAACUCACUUUCAAUUCACAGCACUUCCAACUUAAGUAAAUACCCUGAUACACUUCAGAGACACAAACCAAACAAUCUGACAGUUUAAAUGUCAGAGCAAUGACACCAUCUCAUUCUACCACAAAGAAGAUACAGUCACUAUAAGAUUGUUGUUAAAAAAGGAACUAAGCGUUUGUGCUUAUUUUGUGCAAAUCGAAGUACAGAGGACACGCUCUUUGCAUAUAACACAGAGAGCUAAAGAACUUUAUGCAUGUGGAUUGUCCCUUUAACAAAAUAUGGCCGUUAUUUCACAAUAUUAAAUUUUUACCCCAAAAGGUCUAACUUUUCUAAUGACAAUUGAAAUCCAGUUUAAAUUUUUUAGCAAGGGCUGGCUCCGUACAAAUGCUAGUUAACCAUCAUAAAUUGUUAGUAGUAAAACUCCUACGGAAGUAAGAAACCUGUCAACAUUAAUUGUUCUGUAAGGGAAAUCAAGUGGGUCCAUUCACAGCAUUGUGUUGUUACAAAAUGCAUAGGGAACAGUGAGAAUAGUAACAUUCUCUCAAUGGGGAGGCCCAGUGCAUGGUGACUAACGGGGAGGCCCAGUGCAUAGAACCCAAUUGGGAGGCCCAGUGCAUAGAACCCAAUUGGGAGGCCCAGUGCAUAGUACCCAAUGGGAAUACCCAGUGCUUAGUGUCAAAUGGGGAGGCCGAAUGCUUGGUGCCCAAUGGGAAUACCCAGUGCUUAGUGUCAAAUGGGGAGGCCGAGUGCUUGGUGCCCAAUGGGAAUACCCAGUGCUUAGUGUCAAAUGGGGAGGCUGAGUGCUUGGUGCCCAAUGGCUAGGCCCAGUGCAUGAUGCCAAAUAGGAAUACCAAGUGCAUGGUGCUCAAUGGGGAGGCCCAGUGCAUGGUGCCUAAUGGGAAUACCCAGUGCAUGGUGCUCAAUGGGGAGGCCCAGUGCAUGGUGUCCAAUGGGAGGCCGAGUGCUUGGUGCCCAAUUGGGAGGCCCAGUGCAUGAUGCCAAAUAGGAAUACCAAGUGCAUGGUGCUCAAUGGGGAGGCCCAGUGCAUGAUGCCAAAUAGGAAUACCCAGUGCAUGGUGCUCAAUGGGGAGGCCCAGUGCAUGGUGCCUAAUGGGAAUACCCAGGCACGGUGCCCAAUGGGAAUGCCCAGUGCUUAGUGUCAAAUGGGGAGGCCGAGUGCUUGGUGCCCAAUGGGGAGGCCCAGUGCAUGAUGCCAAAUAGGAAUACCCAGUGCAUGGUGCUCAGUGGGGAGGCCCAGUGCAUGGUGCCUAAUGGGAAUACCCAGGCACGGUGCCCAAUGGGAAUGCCUAGUGCUUAGUGUCAAAUGGGGAGGCCGAGUGCUUGGUGCCCAAUGGGGAGGCCCAGUGCAUGAUGCCAAAUAGGAAUACCAAGUGCAUGGUGCUCAAUGGGGAGGCCGAGUGCUUGGUACCUAAUGGGAAUACCCAGGCAUGGUGCCCAAUGGGAAUACCCAGUGCUUAGUGUCAAAUGGGGAGGCCGAGUGCUUAGUGCCCAAUGGGGAGGCCCAGUGCAUGAUGCCAAAUAGGAAUACCAAGUGCAUGGUGCUCAAUGGGGAGGCCGAGUGCUUGGUACCUAAUGGGAAUACCCAGGCAUGGUGCCCAAUGGGAAUGCCCAGUGCUUAGUGUCAAAUGGGGAGGCCGAGUGCUUGGUGCCCAAUGGGGAGGCCCAGUGCAUGAUGCCAAAUAGGAAUACCAAGUGCAUGGUGCUCAAUGGGGAGGCCGAGUGCUUGGUGCCUAAUGGGAAUACCCAGGCAUGGUGCCUAAUGGGAGACCCAGUGCAUGGUGCCCAAUGGCUAGGCCCAGUGCAUGAUGCCAAAUAGGAAUACCAAGUGCAUGGUGCUCAAUGGGGAGACACAAUUCAUUGUGCCCAGGGGGAGACGCAGUCAAUGGUGCCCAAGGAGAGAACAAGUGCAUGGUGCUCAAUGGGGAGACCCAGUGCAUGGUGCUUAAGGUGGAGAUCUAGUGCAUGUUGCCCAAGGGGGGUAAGUAAUGCAAGUCAUUUGUGCUCAAUAAAUUAUAUUGACAUCUCAUAUGUAUUUCCUUGCUGAGAUUUUUGCUCAAAAGUUUCAAGUACUAAGUGAGUGUAAUGGAAAUUGCUUGCUGUUUACUACAAGCAGUAGACAGGAAUGUUGAGUCCGUUGGACACUAUUGGUGGUACUGACAAUCAUCAGUAAGACAUCGGAUGUCCAAUGCCUCCAGUAUAAUGCCCUGAAUACCAAUAAAAAUGAACACCUCAAUACCAAAACCCAGCGUAGUUAGCCGAUUCCCAUGUAAUGAUCACCCUUCUUCCACCCUGUUUGCCAUAUUUAUUUCAACUCUGCCAGCAGGCGUUUUCAUUCCAUUGAUCUUCGUGGGAUAGAUACCUUUUGGCUUUAUGAGUUGGAUAUAGUUGACGAAUAUUGCUUGAUUCAAUGCCAUCAUUCUAUGUGUUUUCAUUAUUAUUCGAGUUACUCUUCAAACGUCUCUGUUAGUGAAUAGUGUGUUAGCAAAUUCCAUCUUACAUUUGUAUAUUGUCAGUCCAAUCUGACGUAUGGCAGGGCUUUGGGUGAAAUAGAGCUACCAUUUAUCAUUGCAAUAUGCAGUGUGCAGGUAGGUUAGACUGGAUAAGGAUUGGCAUAUGUAGGUUACUGGACGGGGGAAGAUCAAUUUAUAAUGAACUAAAAAGCAAACUGUUUUCUCAAAGUUGGGCAUUAGAAAUCCUCCAUGUGACAUACACAAUACCUUAUCAGCUGCUAUUUGUGUCUGUUGCCCUCAGUUCAGACUUCGUCCUGAAAAUGACAUGUCGGGAGAGAGCUGGGAGCUCUCAUAAAUUUGAUUGCAUAGAAGACAAAUUUUAUUAUGCACUAGAAAUUAUUUGGAAGACAUAUGAUGGGCUUUAAGAAGGUUUCAUAAUAAAAUAGUAUCUCUAUUCUAUACCUGGAGAGUCUUAAACAUAUUGACUAAUAUUCAAAAAGAUAAAGAUUUUUAGAAAAAAAAAUAAAGAAAAAUACAAGUAUUCAGUAUUUCUGACCGCCUCGCUUGGAAUUAGCAGAACACACCAGAUGAUGAACACACUCUGUGUUAUUGAGUUAAACAGUCAUCCACAGACAAUAGUGCAAUGUGUCACAAGAAAACAAAUGUAACAGCAACCACCACCAGGAUUAUUCAUAAAGAGAAAAUCGGAAUGUGUCGAAAGUGACAAAGACCAGUUUUAGCAUUUUAAAUGACAUUUUUUAUGACAUUGUUUCAUUGCCAUAUUAAAUUAAUUUUGCUCAUUUUCCAUUUUCAUUUGUUUGUACAGGAACUGGGAACAAAUUACUAUAUAUUUACACCAUCUGAUGGUCCGGAAGGGUCCUUUAAAGAGUUUGCUGUGGUUUCAAAGGAGCCAACCACAGUGACCAUUCACCUCACCGGGGAUGUAACCUUCCAAGAUCGCCUGUAUGUUAAAGGAAGCAAACUGAAAUUCAGCCUUGAGUCAUACGAAGCCAUAGCAUUCCAGAGCACUGAUGAUCUUUCUGGAACAAAAGUAGAGGCACUCAAGCCAGUGGCUGUUCUGAGCGGCCACACAUGUGCCAGCAAACAUACAAAGUGCAAUCAUGUUUAUGAGCAGCUUCAACCUGUUGAUUACUGGGGAUCCACAUUCAUUAUUCCCCCAAGCCCGUUUCAGACCAAGUAUGACCUAGUUUAUGUGACUGCCUCUCAAUACACUCAAGUGACCUACCAGGCUGGGUCACUAAAAACCACUCACACGCUCAAUGCUGGAGAAGACUUAGAGAUACAACUGAUGCCAUCAGCUCCUCUCUUUGUAACUGCUACAGAAGGCAUACAAGUGUUUCUUUUCUCAGCAGGAGGUCGCUAUGGAUCCAUGGUUUUUGAUACAUUCUUGAUGAGUGUUCCAGAUGUGAACUCAUACUGUACCACCUACCUGGCUGCAGGCCAAGAUGGUUUCAACAAUGAAGCUAUCAUUGUAGCCAAGACCUCAUCUCUACAACAACUAACCAUAAAUAAAACCCCUCUGGGAGAUGUCAACUGGCAAGAAAUUCCAGGGACAAACUAUUCGUGGAGAGCAGCGCACAUGAAUUCAAAUUCUAAAACGUCCAUGGUUGAAGAUGGUAACAGUACGUUUGGACUCACCAUUCUUGGUGUUGCUUCACUGAAUGCCUAUGGGGAGCCUGGCAUUUGUUUGAGUGGUAAGCGGCCUUGGUUUCUUUAUGGUCAGUUUUAACUGUUAUCCAAAAAUAAGCGGAGUAGUUCCUGUGUGACAUUGAAUCCUUACAGUAAGAGAACAGGUUAACCCGUAUAAAAACUGUAUGUACAAGAUGUACAAACUAAGCACAAUAUUAACAUUCUUUCUACAUUUCCAUAGAAAUGUGUGGGUUUCAUUAGAAACAAGAAAUGCUAUUAUUUAUGUUGGGAGAUGUAUUUCAGGUGAUGCAUAGAAAGAAAAAAAAGAAAAACUACAUUCUUCCAGUGGGUUGUAUAUAAAUAUAUAAAUAUUUUAUUCUUUGGAAGGAUUGUUUGAAAAUGUGUGUUCGUUCCCAUAACAGAUUUCCUGAUACAAGACGUUUCUGUCUGUAUUUUACUGAUCCAGGACAUAUUGCACACUGGUGAAAAAAUUCUAAUUUAUACCUUCUGAGAAUACCGCUUCACUAAGACUACACUAUUACUGUAAUAGACUACACCUCGGAUGUAAAUUCACAUUUGUAGUAACAUGGAGGAAAUUGUAUUAGUGGAUUAGGUCACAAUAAAGAACAGUAAUUCAGCUUUUCUUACAGUUUAUUAAAGUCACAGUGCGACAUUCAAUGCCAUACAAUAAGUAUCAGUAAGUAGAAUAUUAAUAGCAUUGAAUCUCUGAAAUAGCAAAAGCCAAGUGUGGCUUUUUUGGCAGUCCUUUAGACCAAAAAAACAAACACAUUUUACACAUACAGGAUAUGUAAUAAAAUAGAUUGAUUUGUUUGGUCAGCUUUUAAAAAUGCAUUUAGAAAGUAAAAUAAUAAAUGCAGAUUUAAUGCACACAUACAGUUAGAACUGUUAUACCAAGCACCUGUACUGCACAGGAUGACACUAUUAAAACGUGAAGAAUUCCUAAAGCCCUCAAUCGCUUCUCCUCUCCCAGGUUGCUAUAAAUUAGCAUUGAAGUUUGACCUUCACAAAUUGCUGGAAAAUGUGGGAGGACUGUACCUUUUAUAGUCUUUAUACAUACACAUGUUUUGGAGAAAGAAGGCUAGGUCAAAUAAUAUGAAAUACUAUGACUCGAAAAUACAAUCUGUAGCUAAUUUGAAAAAACAAAGUACUUUUACUACAAUCUUUGUAGCUCCCAAAUCUACUUUGAUCUUGAUAAACUAGUGUUAUGUACUUACCUUUCAUUUCAUCCAAAUAUUUAUUUUUUGGAUUCAGGUUCAUCUCGACCAUCAUGCAGCAAAACCAAGUGCAAAAAACAGGAGAUGUGUAAGAUUAUCCAGGGCAAAGCAACUUGUCUUGCAAAAUAUGUGUCUGAAUGUUGGGCUUGGGGAGACCCUCAUUAUCAUACCUUCGAUGGGAAGAAUUAUGACUUCCAGGGAACCUGUGCCUACACUAUGGUGCAAAACUGUGUUUCUGAUCCAACCAUACCUAACUUCCGUGUUGAUAUCAAGAAUGAGAAUCGAGGAUCUUCCUUGGUAUCUUACAUUCGUUAUGUCAACUUACAGAUUUAUGACUACAACAUCACCAGUGUCAGGUCUGAAAUGGGCACCGUGAGGGUAAGUGGAGGAUUUUUAAAUACUGAAUGAAGAAAUUGUAUUUAAUGGCAUUGUAAUUUAUGCUUUUCAACUUAUUCCAUACUGCCUGAUUGGCAUUACUACUGCCUGUUUAUGGAGGAACUGUCUGACAUAUUAAAUGAACCUUAAAGACACUAUUAGCAGAAAUGGCUUGUCUAAAGGCAAACUGGUGUGUUUAUAGAGUUUGCUUGGUUCUGUUGGCUGAACUGGCACUAUAUUCAGCCAUUAAUGUUCACAUGGUUAUAUUUUUGCUAUAAAUCCCAAGGCAUUUCAAACACAUUGAAAUGAUAAAGCUUGAUACAAAUUUAGGUAUAAAAUAAAACAUUGAAAGUAAUGCAUAUCUGGUAGAGGGGGAAAGUGAUAGAAAGCUUUUCAGGCCCAGUCUCCAGGCAAUUUUUGAAUGGUAAGACGUGUUUUGGGUGAUUAUCUAACUGAACAAUAAACGAUUGGACACCUAGCUUCAAACCUGAUUGAAUGGCAUGUAUCCCUUUUGCCAAAUUGCUUGCAUGUAUUAUGAAUUUGGUAAAAGUUAUCAGCCAUGUCACACGCAAACCAAACCAAGACAAGAGGCUAGUAUCCAAGCAUCCUAUCCAUAAAUUAGGCUAGUGCAUUCUGUUUUUUCUGAAUUGCGAUUAGCAAUUUUGGGCAAUCUGUGGUUUGUCAGAAAUUCCAAAGUCAGAAAUGCUAUCUGAACAAAUCACAAAACAAGUAAAAUGUGCAAUGGAUGAGCCAUUUCAUUAGUUAUUAAGAGACCAUUAGAGGGACCAGAAGGUGGAGCAGUAUAACAAGCUAUAUAUCUUUACAUAUAUAAAUACCGUAUAAUCAUAACUAACAUAUAAAUCUAGAUUUAUUUCUUUUUUACCUCUACUCUUGUUUUUCUCUCUCUUUUUUUUGACAAUCCUAAUUUUUAUGUAAUUUUUCAAUAAUAAGACAUAGGAACAUGAAUAAUAGUCAGGCAUAAGUUGCGCUUCGUUCGAGUGUUCAAGGACUUACAUUGUCAUAAGUGAUCUAAUACAGAGAUAGUUUACAAUUUACCAUUGGGUGUCACUUGCUUUCUGCCGGUUAAGGUUAGUCUGUGUAUACAUUGUUUGAUCCAUGCAAUCCCGUAUCUUUUUUCACUUAUAAUACUUUGUAUUCCCUAAUUUCUGUCACGUUGACUUGUGAGGAUGAUCAGAGUACGUGUGGGGAUUCUCUCUCUCUUGAUUACGUCUUCUCACAUGAUUUGUGAACCAAAUGACACAAAAUGUAUACAUAGUAUUUCUUGUCCGAUUUUAAUGCCCUUUUGGUUUGUCGAUUUAUUUUUUUCCCUUAAAUGUUUGCAUGAAAAAAUGAAUCCAAAAUGAAAUGCCACAUGUACAAAUUCCAAACCAGUUAAUUUUAUUUUCACCAGAUUAACAUAUUUUGUUAAACAAAAUUUCUUUUCUCAGCGCACAAGUCUAAUAAAUAUACGUUUAAUAUAUAUAUGACAUUUUCUAAGACCCCAGAGUGCUCCAUUUUUGAAGGCCAGGUAUUUACAGUUGUUUAAUAGUCAGUGCUAAUCAAACAUUUAUUUGUGUGCACAGUGUGUUAGCAUACCAUUUACGUGGCAAUGACUUAGAACAUAUGCGUUUUAAUCCCAGCUGGAACCUUUUACCCCGUUUAGUCAAGUAUAGGGCCAAGGUCCAUUUAAGAGAUUAGAUGAGUACCUAAAGCACUAGUUGAGCCAGUUUUUAGAAUUUUGUAAAAGGCAGAAAUGUAUAGUGUUGGCAUUUACACCUGAGGCAUUGCUUUACCUGAAUAUAAACAGGUUAGGCGGCAAAUGUAGAUAUUAUCAUGGGGAAUUUGAAACAACCAAAUUCUCAAGAAAUGAAUACUAUUCACUGACUAAAUUCUCACUAAACAUUCAACAAACAAGGUCAAGAGAGCUGCAGGCUUUUGGUGACCGUAGACUAAGAGUGAAAGUUAAAGACCCAUAAUCCAUAUAGAUAUAAUAUAAUUGUAUAAAAUAUGUAGAUACUUAUAAAAAAUCCAAAUGGCUCAAUUUAUAUUGACCUCUAGCACAAUAAAUAGCGACUGUGAAAUAAACAUGAUCAAAGAAAGAAUCCGUUUAUACAGUGCCUUGCACAAGUAUUCAGCCCCCUUGGCAUUUUUCGUGUUUUGUUGCCUCACAACCUGGAAUUAACAUGGAUUGUUUGAGGAUUUGCAUCAUUUAAUUUACAGAACAUGCCCACAACUUUGAAGAUUUUUUUUUUUAUUGUGAAGCAAACAACAAAUAGGACAAAAUAACAGGAAAGGUCAAUGUACAUAACUAUUCACCCCCCUAAAAUCAAUACUUUGUGGAGCCACCUUUUGCAAUCACAGCUCCAAGUCACUUUGGAUAAGUCUCUAUGAGCUUGACACAUCUUACCACUGGGAUUUUUGCCCAUUCCACCUUGCAAAACUGCUCCGGCUCCUUCAAGUUGGAUGGUUUGCGCUUGUGAACAGCAAUCUUUAAGUCUGACCACAGAUUUUCUAUUGGAUUGAGGUCUGGGCUUUGACUAGGCCAAUCCAACACAUUUACAUGUUUCCCCUUAGACCACUCAAUUGUUGCUUUAGCAGUGUGUUUGGGGUCAUUGUCCCGCUGGAAGGUGAACCUCCAUCCUAGCCUCAAAUCACGCACACAGUGAUACAGGUUUUGAUCAAGAAUAUCCCUGUAUUUAGCACCAUCCAUCUUUCACUCAACUUUCACCCAGUCCCGGCUGCUGAAAAACAUCCCCACAGCAUGAUGCUGCCACCACCAUGUUUCACUGUGGGCAUGGUGUGAUGUGUUGGGUUUGCGCCAGACAUAGCGUUUUCUUUGAUGGCCGAAAAGUAAAAUUUUAGUCUUAUCAGACCAGAGUACCUUCCUUCAUACAUUUUGGGAGUCUCACACAUUCCUUUUUGCAAACUCAAAAUGUGCCAUUUUGUUUUUUGCUGAAAGUAAUGACUUUCUUCUGGCCACUCUGCCAUAAAGCCCAACUCUAUGGAGUGUAUGGCUUAUUGUUGUCCUAUGUACAGAUACUCCAGUCUCUACGGUGAAACUCUGCAGCUCCUCUAGGGUUACCUUAGGUCGCGGUGCUGCCUCUCUGAUUAAUGCCCUCCUUGCCUGGUCUGUGAGUUUUGAUGGGCGGCCGUCUCUUGGCAGGUUUGCUGUUGUGCCAUGUUCUUUCCAUUUGGUUAUGAUAGCUUUGAUGGUGCUACUGGGGAUUAUCAAAGAUUCGGAUAUUUUUUUGUAACCUAACCCUGACUUGUACUUCUCAACAACAUUGUCCCUUACUUUUUUGGAGAGUUCCUUGGCUUUCAUGGCAGUGUUUGGUUAGUGGUGCCUCUUAGGUGUUGCAGCCUCUGCAGCCUUUCAAAAAAUGUGUGUAUAUGUAAUGACAGAUCAUGUGACACUUAGAUUGCACACAGGUGGACAUCAUUUCACUAACUAUGUGACUUCUGAAGGUAAUUGGUUGCACCAGAGCUUUUUAUGGGCUUCAUAACAAAGGGGGUGAAUAUAUACGCAUAUGCCAAUUUUCGGUUUUCUAUUUCUAAAAAAUAGUUUUCUGUAUAUAUUUUUCACAUUUCACUUCACCAACUUAGACUAUUGUGUUCUGAUCCAUCACAUAAAAUUCACAUUAAUAAAACAUUGAACUUAAGGCUGUACUGUAACAAAAUAGGUAAAAAGUCAUGGGGGUGAAUACUUUUGCAAGGCACUGUAUUACUUUAAAUCCUUGAGUCACACAAUAUAUGGUCAUAAUAAAGGACAACCGUCAUCCAACUUUCACUUCUGGUUUUUAAAAGUUGAUUACGUUUAAAGAAAUUUAAUAUUUUUGUUAAAUGAUACAUAUUGAUUUAUUUAUUUAUAAAAUAUAUUUUACCACGAUGGAUACUUUGAGAUUUCCCUCAUUUUCAAGUAUGUCCUGAUAUUGAUUUAUUUGAGAAAAUGUUCCUUUUUUUUAUCUGACUGAGCAGCCAUUUUGGGUCAGACUCUAUUGUUAGCUGACCAACUGAUGCAAGCUAGGUCAGAUAUCAGUACAUUCUGACCCAACAUGGACGUUCUGACAGGUAAAAAGAGACAUUUUCACAAAAAUAACAUUUCCCUUUUGGUUUUAAAGUUAAAAUUCACCUUGAAAUCCUGACAGUUUUUACUUUAGUGUAUAGGUUUUACCUUUUAGGUAUCAUAGAACAUUCAGAGUAAAGUAAAAUCUGAUAUUGUUUUUAUUAAAUGAGCUGGAAUAUAAAUGUACAUCAUAUCAUAUUGUGUGUUGGCCUUUUUUUGCAGAUAAAUAAUCAGAAAGCUCCGCUUCCCAUCGUACUGAAUAACGGAGCUGUAUCGAUAUUCCAAAGUGGCAGUUACUUAAUUAUCCAGACGGAUUUUGCACUUCGGAUAUUCUAUGACUGGAACAUUCUUGUGAAAAUCAAUCUUCCAAGUAACUUUUCUGAGAGUGUUUGUGGGUUGUGUGGAAACUACAACGGUAAUCCAAAUGAUGACCUAUACUCUGCAGAAAGGGUUCCUUUGAAUCCUAUAGAUUUUGGAAAAUCUUGGAAGGUAGCCAACGUGAUCAGCGGGGAUACCUGCUGGGAUGACUGCAAUGGGCCGUGUAAAACCUGCCCCUUCAACCUCAAGUUAAUGUAUGGGAACAACACACAAUGUGGCAUAGUAAGCCUGCGGAAUGGACCCUUCAGAAACUGCCAUUCACUGAUCGAUCCACAAAUAUACAAAGAUAACUGUGUUUACGACCUGUGCAUGAGUGAUGGCUACCACCAGGUCUUGUGUCAGGCCCUGAAGACGUAUAGCGAUGCCUGCCAGAGGGCUGGGGCCACAGUGUAUGAAUGGAGAAAUUACUCCAGAUGUGGUAGUAAGUAAACCAGUUAAAUACCAGUUUGCAAACUCAAAAUGUAACUGUGAUUAAAAUUUAAAAUACUUUAAAUUAAAGUUCAAACCUUUAGGGCAGUGAGUCUGAUUGAAUGGCUGAGGGGAAGCGUUCAGGUGUGAGUGGGGGGCAUGCAGAGCUGUAUGAAUGGUUUCUAGCUAAGGCGUGGUGGUGGGAGUGUAGCAUUGUCGUGAAAGGUGGCUGAUAGACACACAGAGAGAAGACAGACAGACAGACACAUUCUGUCACAUUCAAGAUGAUCCUGAGAAUCACAGGGAUUUGAUAUCGUAUUAUGAGCUGAGCUAUCAAGUGCGUAAAAGUAUAUACUCUACACAGUAUAGCUAGCUCGACACUUUUAAAAAAAAGUAUCAAAAUAAAGGGGCCGACAUUUAGUUUUAUAGAUGAAUGUUACAAACCAGCUUUGUGAUAAACUCAUUUGUAAAUAAAAGUUAAAGCACGAGAACCACUAGAUAGUGGCUUUGCAGAGAGCCUGUCACUAAAGUCAAUCAGACUACCACUAGGGGUGCUUCCAUUUACUGUCCUGCAACAUGUGCAGAACCCUCACACACAACAUGAAGAAACAGAAUCUUCCCAUGGAGAUGCAUUGGUGUAAUGCCUCGCUAUGAGGAGAUGUUGGUUCUCAAAGCAUGGCUAGCGCCAAAAAUGUGCAGAAAGCACCUGAUUCUUCUCAUUGUUGAUUUCAGCCAGUGUUAGAGGGGUGAUCAUGGUUAGACCACCAUAAAAAGGGACUAAAGAGAAGUUAUUCUUUUUAUUUUCAUUUUACAGAGCUGACCUGUAAAUUUAAAUAGACAGGAGGAAACUUUAACCUCUGAAGAACGGCUUGCAUUCUAUGCCAUCCUUUAGGGGAAUGCCGCAGUCGUCCUAUGUACUUACAGGAUCCCCGACGAUCCACAUGCAGACACACACACACACACACAUACAGACACACACACACAUACAUACAAAGACACACACACAUAGAGACACACACAUACAGACACACAUACAUACAGAGACACACACACAUACAGACACACACAUACAUACAUAGAGACACACAAAUACAUACAGAGACACAUAUACAUACAGAAACACACAUAUAUACAGAGACACACACACAUACAUACAUACAUACAUACAGACACACACACAUACAUACAGUAAGACACACACACACACAAACAAUCACACAUGCACAAUGGUUUUGUCACCCCCCUGUUUCCUACCUUUUAGUGGCUCAGGCUGAUGGGAGUCAGAGUUCCCACUCCUCUCCUCCUCUUCCUCCCGCGCAGCGCUAUGUAUAAGCUGGGAGGAGUGACCGGGGCAGUCACUUCCUCCCAGCGUUUCACAUCUUCACAGGGGGCCCAGUUGCACAGUUAAAGUGCCGCAGCGCUGACUGGGCCCCCUGGAAAUACACAGCAUCGGGUGGCCCCUGCGACCGUGGUAGUUCUGACACUGUAUAUACAUAUAAAUAUACUUAUAUAUUUGUAACGAAUCCCCUAUAUCCGCUGUAGUUCUCCCCAAAUCACAAGUAAAACAGUGCUCAGAGCUCUUAGCUACCCAAACAUCAGCCAAGACUUGAUGAAGGUUACAACAGGAAUAUUUUAAUGGGACAUGGUACAGUCAAUUUAUACAAAACAGUCAAACCCACUUUGAAACACUCCCCAGCACGCCCAUAACACUCCCACAACAUGUGCAUAAAGAACAUAAAUCAUAAAAAUACGCCAAAACAUAGCAAAGACAUAAAAUAACCCCACACAUAAUAUGUUUCCAAAUAGCUAAAGGCCCCAGCUAUGAUCCCUGCAAAUAGCAGAGCUAUCAAAUGUACAGAGCCCAAGAAAUCAGCAUAUAAAGUCUGGGCUUGAGGCUCUGUACAUACUCGCAAAUAGUUCCACAGAAUCCCUUGGUUUAGGCCGGUAGAUUCGAACUUUACGCCUAAACCACGCGGUGACCAAUCAGCGCUCAGGGAGGGGAGGGGUUCCAAGCUAAGCCCUUUAACUCACACCAGCCUAUCAAGAAAAAGGGCGCAAACCCAAUUUGCAUUGUGGCUCUAUUUCCUAUUGGUCACCUAAACCACGCAGCGGACAAUCAGUGCUCAGGUAGGGGAGAUGUUCUGAGCUGAUCCCUUUAACUUGCGCCGGCCUAUCAGGAGAAAGGGCACGAAUCAGUUUGAAUAGUAGCUCCUUCUCUUAUUGGUCGGCAGGGACUUCCAGGCGGCCAGCGGGACUCUGCGGGUGAGAAGCCGACUCAUAGCUCCCGAGGGUCUGCUUGGGCUUGCGUCUCUCUCUGGUGGAUAUCUCCACUUAGGUAGCUCCCAGGUAGGGAGUCCCGGCAGUCGCUGCCUGCCUCGCUGACAGUCUGGCUGCAGGCAUGAGGCUCCUGGAUCUCCCCCGGACAGUGACUAUAGCUCCUGUAGGAGCAGGUAGGGCGAUCCCCAGCAUGAGGACCUGAAAAAAAUAGCAGGCAAGAAAGGGGACACAUGUGGGCAUGGUACCCAGUGAUGGUGUUCCGUCACAAUAUUUAAAUUUUAGGUAUAUAUUUAUGUCAUAUUUUUUGCAUAAUUAAAUUAUUUUAUUGUUUACAAUUUGAGGGACGUGCCUGACAGCCCAGGCAGAAAGUUCAGAGAAUUUAGUUUGCAAGGUCUGUCUUGAACCCUGUAACUUUCUAAGACACCAUAAAGCCAUGGGGUGUACUGUUUUACUCAGUAGUCUUUACUGAAUACAAAUAUUACUGUUUCAAAAUAGUAUAAUGUAUCACAACAAUGAUAUCACCGACUGAUAUAAUUAAUGUGAUAUGUUUUACUGUUUUUGAACACUAAUAUUUGUGCUCAGCGAAAUCUCCAGAGUAUAAACCCGCCAGGUUUUAUGGUGUUUUGGAAAGUUAGAGGGUCAAAUAUAAGGCUUGCAUUUCAGUUUUUUCACACUGAAAUUUGCCUUUGAGGCCGUAUGGUAGCCCAGGAAUGAGAGUUGACCCCAUGAUGGCAUAUCAUUUGCAAAAGUUCAAUCCAAUAUAGGGUAUGUUCAAUCGUUUUUAGUAUCCACUUAGUCACAAACAUUGGCCAAAAUUAGCGUUCAUAUUAGUUUUUUGUAUUUUUCACACACAAUCAAAUAUAAUUGCUAACUUUGACUAAGUGGCUACUAGGAAAGAUUGGACAUACCACAUUUGCAAUACCUUGGGUUGUCUAAUUUUGCAAAUGGUAUGCCAUCAUGGGGGUAAUUCUCAUUCCUGGGCUACCAUACUCAAAGGCAAUGUAACCAUUCGGGCAUAAUUCAGUGUGUAUAAACUAAAAAACAUAUGUGCUAUAUUUGACCCUGUAACUUCCCCAAACACCAUAAAACCUAAGACAUCGCUGAAUACAAAUAUUUGUAUUUUUUUGCAGUACUGUAACAGUAUUAGGGUAUUCACAGUUAAAAUGCCACGCAAUACUAAAAAACAAACAUUUUAGUUUCUAAGACUUUUUACAUUUUUUAAUUUGUAUUAAAUUAUUAUAUUAUUCAUAUAUGAAUAUUUGAGGUAAAAUAAAAGUUUCGACCUGUUUCUCCUGAAGAAAAUGAUAUAUAAUAAGUGUGGGCGCACUUAAUACGAAAGAGGUACAUUAUGGUUGAACGUAUAUAGCGCAAAUUCAAGCUUUUGUUUUUCUCUGAACGUGUACAAUUGCCUCCAUCCUUAAGAGCUUAAAGUUGUCAAACCACAGAUUUCUGUGUACAGAAUUCAACAUAAAUACUUUGAGCCCUUUGUAGCUCAAUAGCAAUGCUUCUGCAUUGCCAUCUGCUGGAACAAAGUGGUGUUGACUUGCCAUUCAGGUUCUGUCGAACAAUAAAUAAGAUUCUACCACAUAAAAAAGACUUUAGGCCAGUAACGUGAAAAUAAAUAGAAUCAUGGAGGUCUAUAUGGGUGGGGAUUGGACAGCACAUUCACUCAGACAGUGAUAGAAAACAAUAAACAGUGAUUGCUCGGACACACUGUGUCGGAGUCACACAGCGGCGUCAGCAGGUAAUCAGGUUGAUGUCCUGAUGUGACAUUGAUACAAUCGCAGCUCCAUCAUCAACAAUACAAAACAAAAGGGAAAAAGCAAAGGGCUAAACUCUUAAAGACAUACAGCGUGAGAGGGGAUUUAUAGGUGGGAGGAUGCAGAGAGGUGGCUGGAGAAAAGGGCAGAGGGGAAGAUAAUAAACACAGUAAGAAGUUUGAGUGACAUAAGAAUGGAGGACAGAUAAAGAAAGAGUAAGAAGCCCCAUUUCCUGUCACAAAGGAAAAUAUUGCUUGCACUUCACAUCAGAAAACUUAAGUAAAAACUGAUUAUCGUGAACUGCAUUUUCCCAUUGAGUGUACUAUCUCGUAGUGACUGGCAGCCUUUAAUCACUGCGUUUAGCUUUCCCGAGCCAACUCGUUAUGUUUUUAUCUGUAUCUCCUUCCAGACUUGGAAUGUCCAAAGAACAGCACAUACAACGCCUGUGGCAGUUCGUGCCCAGCCACCUGUGAGGACCCACAAGCACCUUCAAAAUGCACCGAACCUUGCAUUGAGACCUGUGAAUGUGACCCGGGUUUUCUAAUGAUCGGGGGAGAGUGCCUGCCCAAAGCAUACUGUGGCUGCAAGUACGAUGACCGAUUCUACGCUCCCGGUGAUUCAUUUUAUUUGGACACCCAGUGUAAGAAAAAGUGUGUCUGCAAUGAAACCAGCCACAAAGUCGAGUGCAGCAAUAAUAAGUGUAAAAGUGGAGAGCAGUGUACCCUACAAAAUGGCCUACAGGGCUGCUAUCCAACCAGAUACGGCACGUGUUCGGCUUCUGGAGAUCCCCACUAUAUCACCUACGAUGGAUUGCACUACAACUUCCAAGGGACCUGCGAGUAUCUGCUCUCGGGGCUCUGUAGUAAUACUAGUGGAAGAACAGAUUUCCAGGUGAAAGUACGCAACGAAAAUCGAGGAAGUCGUGUUGUCUCAUACACGGCAUUUGUCAGCUUCACCAUCUUUGACACAGAAAUCCAGAUCCGCAGAGAGUUUCCAAAUCAGGUUUUGGUAAGACUGGCUUGUAUAUAUUUCUAAAGUGCCACACAAUGGGAUGCUCACAGAUCUGCUUCCUAUCACACAACCAUGCUAACUUAUUAGAUAUUGAUUGCUGGUAAUCACAGAUUUAUAAUGGUAGCUGUGAAACCCUACUCUGGGUAUGACCAUCAUAUCGUCCCAUGGGUCCUGCUUAUCAUUAUAAAACAUUCACCAAAGGGCUGUAACAGCGUGAGACAUCCUGGUAUAAAUAAUCCCAUGAGAAGUGCAGCAAUUUGGCUAUUUAUCAACAUCAUAUUGAUUAUAAUUAUUCUUUAAUUGACACAUUUGGGACAAAUUGAUGGAUUUGCAUUCUUGGCUAUAAAUAAACCAACAAUUAUAUAGGCUCACUGGUUAAAUAAUCUAAAGGGUGAAAAUAAAGGUAAAGAUACUGAAAGAAUCAAAUUUAAUAGGAGUGAGGAAAGGUAGUAAGCGGUAAAAACACAAGUAGGUCCCAAGGGAAGGGUCCCGUAUAACUGCGGAGUGCAAUAUUCUCCCCAUAGAUAAACUAGUAUAUAGUUGCCCCCUGUCCAGUUACCUUUGUACGAUGGGAGAGGGGACUAUUAGAACAUUACUUUCAGGAGUUACAAUAGCAGAAAAUAAGAAAGUUACUCAAAAUUUAUAUAAAAUAAAAGUUAAGCUCUUAAAUCAGUUUUUAUGUGGAAUAUAUUUUUAAUGUUUAUUUAAUCUUUCAUGUCACUACUAGCUAUAGUGAUGCUAAUAACAUAUAUAACAAUGUAUACAAUGAUUAAUCUAUAAUGUAAUAUGUUGCUCUGGUAUUCCGUUCCAGGUAGAGGAACAUCUAGGAGAUGUUAUUUAUGUAGCUCAGUAAGUGUACAGGUUCAAUCGCUGUGUGCUAUGUAUUCACAUUUUCUGUCUGUGUUUGCUCCUAGGUAAAUGGCAUUAUAUCCAACAUUCCUGUUACCUUACUAUCAGGCAGUAUCUCUAUAUUCCCAUCUGGGAGACAUUGUGUCAUUCAAACCAAAAUUGGGAUCCGGGUAACGUUUGACUGGGAUGCUCGUGUCCAGAUCAUGGUGCCGUCUACCUACGCCAACUUGGUUUGCGGCCUGUGUGGCAACUUUAAUAAGAACCCCAAAGAUGACCUGCUUCUUGCCAAUGGUGAGGUUACCAAUGACACAGUUUCUUUUGCUCAGACAUGGAAAGUUGGAGAAGUACAAGGUUGCCAUGAGGAAAAAGAAUUGGGCUGUUCUGAUCUGAAGACAUUGGAAAAAGAGCAGAGAAAGACUAUGGAAGGCUGUGGUAUCUUGUUAGAUAAAAACGGGCCAUUUCGAGAAUGCCAUUCCCGAAUCUUACCGGAAGAUUACUUCAAGGAUUGCGUGUAUGAUCUCUGUGCAUUUGGUGAACUGCAGGACGUUACUUGCCGUCUCAUAGCAGGCUACACAGCUGCUUGCCAAGAUGCCAAAGCAACAGUCUACCCAUGGAGAACUGAGCAGUUUUGCCGUGAGUAUAUAAACACCUCUCCUUGUAUUUACCUUGCCUCUUCUCUUGAACAUGAUCUGAGGAUAUAUCAGACUUGGAGAUUCGUUUAGUUCGGGUGCACUUUGUCUGAAUCUAGGCUGAUCGGGUUAUCUGAAGCUAAGAACUAAAAUGUAGCCAAUUCACAAAACAAACAAAACACACAAUGGACAAGCAUGUUUGUUUUGUGAUGUGGAAUUGGCACAAAAAAAAAAAAGACAAAAUUGAAGGGAAAAAAGAUGUUUAAUCCUUAGGGUACAGCCACUAAAUGUUGAUCUUAUUCACAGAUCAAGUAAAAAGUAAGCAAUAGGAGCGAAAAAAGGAGAAGCAGUAAAAAAUAAUAUAUAUUUAAUAAUAUAUAAAAUAUAUUCAUUAAAUAAAAAAAAUGAAUGUUUUUUUGCUGCUCCUCUUGUGUUUCCCUCUUUUGGUUACUUCUCACUUGGUACGUGAAACAAAUGGUGGUAAAAAGCACCUAUUAGUGUAUCGCAAAUUCCAUUUAUAUUUUUAUUCGAUUUUUUCACCCAUCUUGGUUGGUGUUUAUAUAUAUAUAUCACUAUACUGACUGGCUCAUUUUUGGGCCCUUUUGAUCCCAAAUCUUUUUUUAUUAACGAAAUUCUGAUCGAUUACGAAAAGGCAUUUUUUUCCCUCCGUGUGCAAGUCUAGAAUGUCAUUAACAAUUAUCAAAUGUAUAAUUACUUAAUUUAUCUGCUAUAAAAAGAGUGCGUGUGAGUGAUUAUUAGAAAUUGAAUUUACAAGAAUGGAAGAUAUGAAGAAAACAGAACACAAACAACAUAUAAAACGAACUGAUGGUUUAGUGAUAUAAAAUAUAAACAUGACACAGUGGUGGGCUAGUGAAUAGGUGUACUGAUGUAGACAUUUUCUUCGUACUUGAAUAGAGGAAACUGUUUCAAUGCAUGUUCUGGGCUUGGUUACACGUGAAGAGCUUUACUAUAUGAGUAACUGAUUAGGUCCUCUGUCUGGGACCUUUGGACCCCUUGUUGGCCAACACAUUGCAAGUUGUAAAUAGCUUUUAAAGUAAAUAUUGUCAUUGUUCUUUAUAUGUAACAAAUACUGUGUCACCAAGACCAAGGUACUGGACAGUUGACCACUUACGCUGUGCAUGGCCACACUAACUAAAUAUUCUUGAGAAGACAAACUUGAAAUCUUCCGAUACAUUAAUGGUGAUAUGAUUUCUUUUACAUAUUAAGAUUUGGUUUUGGGGAUGAAAAACCUUAUGUGUCAUGUUUUCCUGUGUUUUUGUUGCAGCACUAACCUGUCCUGAUAACAGCCAUUAUAACGUAUGCUCCAGCGGAUGUCCAUCAACCUGUCAAUCUUUGACAUUAGCACCAAAUUGCAACAGUGCUUGCAAAGAAGGCUGUACCUGUAACACUGGUUUUAUUCUAAGUGGUGGACAGUGUAUUCCUAUUUCUCAAUGUGGCUGUUUGUUCAAGGAUCGAUACUACCAACUCAAUGACAUAUUCUUUCCAGAAGAUACAUGUGAGAAUAGGUGUACCUGUACCGUUGGAGGAACCGUUGUGUGUUCUGCUUUCUCUUGUGGCCCCUAUGAAGAAUGCCGUGUUGAAAAAGGUGUACAGAGUUGCCAUCCUAAUGGGUCAUCCACUUGCUCUGCCAUGGGACAGUCCUACUACAGGACCUUUGAUGGUCUAGGAUAUGACAUCUAUGGAAACUGUUCUUAUUUUUUGGCAAAGACCUGUUUAGUUGAGGGAUCAAAUCUGAUUCCCUUCUCUCUUCGAAGGCAAAAUCUGUUAAACAGUGACCCACCCAGUAGCAGGAUCUUAACAGUGGAAGUCUACAAUUACUCUAUAAGCAUUAUUCACGACUACGAAACCAAAAUCUAUGUAAGGAAAUGACUUUUCUACAUUCAAUAAUGUAUUUUCCUCGCUCUUUUCUUCUUGAAAGGCCUGCUUGCAGUUAGAUUGCAUGAUUGUCAAUGAAUGGAAAAUCAUAAAUGGCAUCAGGAUGGCUGAUAGCCCUGCAGGCUAGUAACCAGUUUAUAGAUGCUUGGGACAGCUUGGCCAGCAGCAUUCCCUUAGCCACUGCAUGAAGUAACUUUGUAUCAGCUUCGACUUCCUGAAAGAGAAUGCAAUUCUACUGAGAAUCAAUUGUAGCACCUAGAGGCAUCACACAAGUUUGUUUCAGAAUUUUGGAAAUGAAAUAUAAUUAAUAAUAUUUUAGAUUCAAAAUAUAAACAGACUUGCAAGGUUCUUUAUAUAUUCCAGCAGCCAAACCCAAUAUGCAAAAAAAAAAACACCUUAGAUAAAUGUGCUACCACAUUUAUUGCCCCUAUGCCCACCAUGCUAGGCAUUUAAAAAUAAUUUAACUAAAAACCUAUGGGAAUAAUCAAUACCCCCCCAUUAGUACAAGGGAGGUUUGGAAUCUCCCAAAUACCCCCAAAUGCCAGUCUCAACUGAAGUGAUACUUCCAUAUCAGAAAGCCUCUAUCCAUAGAGUGUGCUAUCCAUAGAAUGUGCUAUCCAUAGAGUGUGCUAUCCAUAGAGUGUGCUAUCCAUAGAAUGUGCUAUCCAUAGAGUGUGCUAUUCGCUGAGUGUGCUACUCGCUGAGUUUGUUAUGCGCUGAGUGUGAUAUCCAUAGAAUGUGCUAUCCAUAGAGUGUGCUAUUCGCUGAGUUUGCUACUCGCUGAGUUUGUUAUGCGUUGAGUGUGCUAUCCAUAGAAUGUGCUAUCCAUAGAGUGUGCUAUUCGCUGACUUUGCUACUCGCUGAGUUUGUUAUGCGCUGAGUGUGCUAUCCAUAGAAUGUGCUAUCCAUAGAGUGUGCUAUUCGCUGACUUUGCUACUCGCUGAGUUUGUUAUGCGCUGAGUUUGACAUCCAGUACACAGUGAGCCUUGUUUAGUGGACAUGUUCUUACCCAAAGCAAGAUGAGGGGAGGCAUGAUAAGGUUUCUUAGCCACCAUUAUAUUAAAUUUGGGGUCAUAUUUACCUCCAUAGGCUUUUUUUUUAAAACUAUUUUCCAGAUGGACACUAGUGAUGCAUUUAUCAAUAACUUGUAGCUGUCGAUUUCAAUAAUAUCAUUUAUCGAGGAUUAUGACCUUGAUUUAAUUCUCUUGAAUUUGCUUUUCAAACGAUCUCAAUCUGUUGGAAAAACUUUUUUAAAAGGUUUAUCUACAAAAUCUUUUUAUAGACAAAUCAUUGGAAAAGUUUUUUUUUUUCUAACAGCUUGGAAUCAUUUCAAUCGGAUUCUAAUCGAAACAAAUUUAAUUGAGGCCAAACUACCAGUAAAUGUGACCGGCUGGAAUUAAAUCAAAGCCAUAAUGUGUAAAUAAAAUGCUAAAUCUUUUCAGUACUAUCAUCCGAGAGUCGUGGCAGUUAUGUUCUAUGUUACACUCAGCAUAUCCGAUUAAAUAAUAUAUUUCCAACACGAUGUAACUGUGCCAGAACAUCUCACUCUUUCAUUGAUGCCCUGUUAGAGUGAACAACGUGUGAAUGUCUAUGUUUGGCAACAAUUAAUACGUUACUGUUGAUUAUACGAUGUCCUUGUCUUUCUUCAUGCAGGUGAAUGGAAUGCUCAUGACUCUUCCCUUUAAUUUGGAGUCAGGUAAACUGAAUGCUAUCCCUCGAGGAUUGGGGAUUGUGCUAAGCACAGAUUUUGGUCUCAUUGCUGACUCUGAUCUUAUGCUUCAUGUGACCAUACCUGCAACCUAUCACAACCAGACCUGCGGUUUAUGCGGAAAUUACAAUGACAUUGUUGAAGAUGAAUUUGUUCUAAGCAAUGGUGAAUUGGUUGCAUUUGCAGAGUCCUGGAUAUAUAAUAACUCAGAGAAUAUAUGCGUUACCAGUGAAUCCUGCUUGGGAACUCCACAAAAUUGCCCUGUCUGCCCUAAGUCAAAAGAGGACAAAUUGGCUGGAGAAAAGCUUUGUGGUAUUCUCAGCUCUUCCAAAGGACCUUUUGCAAUCUGUAAUCCCACUGUCGACCCUUCACCUUAUCUGAAGAGCUGCGUUAACAAUCUCUGUACAGGAACCGGAGACCUUUGCUUGGUCCUUCAAACCUAUGUCAAACAGUGCCGUGAUGAUGGCAUAGAGAUCGGUUCAUGGAGGAGCUCAACGUUUUGUCGUAAGUGUUCACUUCUGAUAUUGCAAACCAGGAAAUGACAAAUGAAUUGCAAAAAAAAAAAAAAAAAUCACAAAAAUAUUAGCUUUUUUCACACUUUGAACAUUUUAGCUUACAAUUUUAAGUCCCCUUCCCAAUUCUCCACAAUUUCAGAAUGAAUCCAUAUGUUCAGUAAUAUUUUGGUUAAUGACACAGUUAAUGAAAUGAUCCAAAACUAAUCACAGCAAGGAUCCAAAAAUAUUUCCAAUUUAGUCAGUCUAUUUUAUACCAGAAGUACAUGAAUUUCAUACACUUCCACGCUCACACUCUGCCGCUUUGAAUGUAAAAUUCCUAACCAACCUAAAAUAAUGGCUAAUUGUCAAUACCAGUUGGAUAUAAACAUUUGCUUUAUGCAUUGCAAUGGACAAUUCUCCAAUUUUUAGACAAACACAUGGGGAUAGAGGCAUUUACAAACAGAAGAAAGUUACAAUUUAACCUCCUUUAAAAUGAAUGUUCCUUUUUUUCCAUCCACAGCUAUGAGUUGCCCAGAGCACAGUCAUUACAAACCCUGCGCUGACCUUUGCUCCACCAGCUGCUCCUCUAUGUACGAUAUCUCCAGCUGUCCAGUGUCCUGCUCAGAGGGAUGCCAGUGUGACAAUGGCUAUUUCUUUCAGAGUGGUUCAUGUGUCCUUCCCCAAGAUUGUGGUUGUUACUACAACUCUUCAUAUUAUCAUGUAAGUGAAAACAUAUAGUCAUCCUAAUGCCGAUGCUGAAAUAAAGGAUCCGGAUACUGCAAUAGAGAAUGCAGACUUUAAUCGGACACAAGAUGGAACACAAUCAUUAUCAAAUAUAAAAGACCAUCUUGUGUGGUUGACUCAUCAUCAUUUUGUAUCGUGUCCGAUUUAAGGCAACAUUCCGCACUGCAGUGCCCCGAUCCUUUAUAUAAAUAUUUACUAUUGCAAAAGGUUUGGUCACCUUGGGUCCUUGCCUGCACCAGUGGGAUGUUCACUAUUCAUUGGAAGUGGGGAGUCCCUUUUCUGCGAAUCGUGACAUUUGGAUUGCACAGACAUACUUCCAUUUCCAAUGGCCACAAUUCCCGAUAGAUUGGGAAAACACUAUACUACGCAGAAAAACAAAACAAAUAAAAAUCCUCAAGAAUAUCUGAAUUCCAUGAAUAUCCACCUCUACUUUUAUAUUUAUUUUAAAGAAUUCUAAUGUACAAAUGAAGUUUGUAUAUGAAUGAAAUAAAAUGUAUUUACACUACACCCAUUAUUAACCCACCCAAGUAAAUAUUGGAGGACACAGGAAUUCUGCUGCCAAUGAAUAUUUAAAUACAUACAUAAUUAUAUAGAUAAGAAUUUAGUAAUGCAUAAUCCAUUUACUGACCAAUUGGAAAGGAGCUAACGAGUAACAUCCAAAAGCAUAGAAAAUCAUUGGAAACUGACCAUCUAUAACUAUGUUCCAGGUGACUUCAUUAGACAAAGCUGUAGCAUUCUAACACCUGUUUAAAUGUAUGAAAUAUUUUUCAUUAAAGAAAGAGAAUUUUGUCACCAGAUUAUAUUUUGUGUACAUGUUUGACAGGCCAAUCAAACGAUUGUAUCACUGGACUGCAGCCAACGUUGCAACUGCACUUCUGGUCUGUCAAUGGCCUGUGAGCCUUACGGCUGUGCGGAAAAUGAAAAGUGCACUAUUAUUGAAGGAACUUUAGGAUGUAUCAAUAUAGGUAAGUGUGCAAUACCCGCUAAAAUAGCUGAGCACUUGAAAGUACCUUGAACUUAAGAUUAAACAAAAGUAAAAAUAAACUGUUGACUUUUUGUGUAAAGUCUUUAUCGGGAUAGUAUGUUUAUAUGUGUCUAUAUUUACAUGUAUGUGUUUAGAUAGAUAUGUGACCAAUACAAUAUAUUUCAUAUUAGCUAGAAUAUCUUUGCAUUCAUUUUACAUAAACCGCAUGCAGAUAGACAGGAAACAAGACCAACACUUUACACAAGUGAAAUUUGCUGAGGGAGAGAGAAAAUUGUCUUUCUACUUUUCUAUUCACAUUUAGAAAUAAACAAAAAAAUGAACUAAAAAGUUAGUUAAGUAAAAAAAAAAAAUCUCUUGUAUAUUAGGUUUUAGUGCCACCAUUUAGAAUGCCAUUUUUCAGUGGGGAUUGGGUGAGACAGUGCUCUGGAACUCCCUGGAUAGAGGUCCUCAGUUUUGUUCUGAUGCCCGUUUAGGUCAGGUUUAUCAUGUGAACUAUAGAUUGUUGCUGAUUAUGACAAUGUGCUAAUACACCAGUUUUAGAAUGUUAAAUCUCCGGACACAGAUUGUCUUCUUGACUGGGUCAGCGGCUUUCAUUUAUCCUGAGAUUAAUGAUCACAAAUAUUUAUUUAUUGAUACUGUGUUAAUUAAUUAAAUGAAAAUAAAAUCCCAACACAAAUUGGAUGAGUGACACCUGCUACGUCUAAUGAAAGAGGAAUAUUUUAAGCUUUCAGGAGACAAAGGACCCGUCAUCAGGCACCUGUUAAAGGGACCUUAAUGUCCUGUAAAAUUUCACAUUAGCAAAUAAAGGUGUCGCUCAUACCAUUUUCUCAUCCUGAGGUUAAUAAAAUGAUAAUUGGUGAGUUGGGUGAUAACUAACAUAAAUAAACUUGUAUUUGUUAUUUUACUCUAACCCUUAUUCCUUUUACCCCAGAUCCGUGCAAGUCAAUUACUUGCAGGAAUAAAGAAAGCUGUGUUGCACAGAAUGAUGUUCCAGUCUGUGUCCCGGAAUAUAUCGGUACUUGUUGGCAAUGGGGAGGUACUCAUUAUAACACCUUUGAUGGGUACAGCUAUGACUUCCAAGGCACCUGUGCUUAUGUUUUGUCGAGAUACAUUGGUGGAGACACUACUUUGACAUAUUUUAGCAUUGAAGAGAUAAAAGAUAAUGGUGGAACUACAACAUUGUCUUUCCUCAAGUUGGUCAAUGUCUUUGUAUAUGGAUUCAACGUGUCCCUCAUUAAAGGCGAUUUUGGAAAUGUCUUGGUAAGCUAUUACACUAUGAUUUUUGUUUUCAAUUCUUUAAGUUGAUUUUUGACUUGAAUAUGAAACAAAUUUAAAACAAGAUAGUUUGAGAGAUUUAAAAUGAUUAUAUACCAUUUAUAAUAAAAAUAUAAGUCAAGUUACCAUUUCUUAUUGAAUGUAAAUUGAUAGCUGUGUGAAACAGAAGGGUCCAAAUCAUCCAAUGACUUACUGUACCUCUUUUCCUCUAAUGUCAAGGUGAAUGAAGAAAGUACCAACCUCCCUGUAAACCUGCUAAAUGGCAAGAUUUCUUUAAGCCUUUCUGGAUCUAGUGUCAUACUGAACACCGACUUUGGACUUCAAGUGAUUUAUGACUAUAAUGAGCAGGUGGUGGUCAAAAUCCCAAGCAGCUAUUAUGGAAGUACUGGUGGACUCUGUGGCAAUUUUAAUCAACAGUCCAAUGAUGAGCAGCUGACCUUAGACAAUAAGAUGGCAAAUUCAACCAUCGAGUGGGCAGAAAGCUGGAAAAUCUCUGGUGAAGAUCCAUUCUGCUGGGAUACAUGCCAAAAAAACUGCCUGAAGUGCGAUGACACUAAAAUAAGUAUUUACAAAGGAGAUAAUUACUGUGGUCUCAUCAAAGCUGAGGAUGGACCUUUCAGGGAAUGUCACCCUAAAAUCAAAGCAGAUGUCAUCUUUAACAACUGCGUAAAUGAUGUUUGCAGCAAAGACGGAUCUCAACGCUUUUCUUGCCAAGCUCUGGAAGUUUAUGCAGACUUGUGCAGAAAGGAAGGUAUUUCCAUCGACAACUGGAGAGAAAAGUCUGGAUGUGGUGAGUCCUAGCUCUCAGGCAUUGGUACAAGUUAGUUGUAAACUAUUGUUUAAUUAAGUAAUUAGCAGCUGCCUCUACAGAGGUAAAUGGUGUCUCUCAUCACCCCAUGUAGUAACGAUAACAUGAUAGCUAUGAUGCUUACACUGACAUGGGAUUCCAUAUUCCACGAGCCCCGGAGGAAACCAUAAUGUUUGAGCACUAACGUUUGUUUUUGGGUCUCUUUAUUCUAUUUAAACAGACCCUCUAAGCAUCAUAACCCACACAAUCUGUUAUUGUAGUCAUGGUGCAAAGAGAUGUAGGAACACAGCGAUUUUUGAUCAGUUUGUUGAUACCAGUGCUCUUCUAACAUCUGUAGCCUGGACCCUUUACUGAAGCUGAGAUAAUGGAGUGAAACAUCCCCAUUAUCUGUACAGAUUCAUUUAAAUGAUUGGCUGAUAAGUAAUGAUAGACUGCAAGUGCUAGGCUAAGCCUGUCCCAGUGCGUACAGCCUGUUAUUGCUAUAUAUAUUUUGACAAAUGGUAAACUGGUAAGAAAAUCGCUUUAUAAAAUUAGAGGGACUGCAUCCCAAGAUUCCUUGGAUCAGAACCCCUUCAAUAAGCUGUUGUAGUUAAGGUGCUUGCUGAUCCGUUUAACUUUAUAUGUUUGGAAGAUGACUACUUAUGCUCCAGAAACAAACAUUUAAAUGACCAUUUUUAAUAUAUAUUGAUGUUGAUUCCACAGCUUUCCAGUGCCCUAAGAACAGCCACUACGAAGCAUGCGGCAACGCUUGUCCUGCCAGCUGUGCAGACCGCACCGCACCAGACAGAUGCACAAAGCCUUGUGUGGAGACUUGUCAGUGUGAUGAUGGCUACAUACUCAGUGCCGGGACAUGUGUCAACGUAUCGAGCUGUGGCUGCAGCUACAACAAUAAAUAUUACCAACCUAACCAGAUAUUCUGGUCAGAUGAUAAGUGCAGCAUCAAAUGCAAGUGUGUUUCCACCUUAGGAAUAGUUAGCUGUCAGAAAACAAGCUGCAAAGCAGGUGAAACAUGCAGCACUGUCAGUGGUGUCAGAGGAUGCUACCCUUCACAUUUCUCUACUUGUGCAGCCUCUGGUGACCCUCAUUACAUCACCUUUGAUAGAAAGAAAUAUAACUUCAUGGGAACGUGCAUCUAUACGUUUGCUGAAGUCUGCAUUGCUGAUUCCUCCCUCCCAUAUUUCAAUGUGAAGAUUCAAACUGAAAGACGAGGGAAUAAGAAAGUCUCUUACGCCAAAGCCUUGACCCUUGAAGUGUACAACCAGAACAUCACUUUAACUCGAGAUCAUCCACAACAAGUAUUGGUAAGUAUCCCGGUUGGUUUUGUAACCUGUGGUGUGGAUAACAAAGAGAGGGGGAGAUAGAGUGCUCACUCAAAUGGCAGCAGAUUCUGUUAAUUGGGUACCCUAACAAUCCAAGCGAAAAUAAUCCCUUUCUCCUUAUUGUAGUAUGAAUAACCCUUGUAGGACUUCUUUGUAGCUUGGAGGCCUCUGGAGCAGUUUAAUUUUUGUGGUUAACCUUGUAAGAAAAAGCCUUUUGAAAAUAUGUUUACAUUUGAACUAGUACUUGGUCUCAAAAGGGUUGUGAGAAAAAAGCCUAAUAAAAGGUUAUGGUUUGUUUAUUUUACAUUCCUAAAACAGAAGCAGCCAAGCCUAUUUCAGAUUUCUAAACAAUAAUUUUAUUGAGCUUUGUAAGACAAAUACAAGGACACAUAAAUGUCAAACUGUUUUAUCGAUAACACAACGCAGGUACACAGGACCGCUGCAGUGAAUUAUCCCUUUCUCACACACAAUGCAUUAUAAUCUUAGCAGCCCUUAGAUCCCAAUCUGCAAGUGUACGGUAAAACCCAAGAACCAAACCGGUACAUCGUAGGGUCAAUCUUGUUCUAUCUGUGUUUGAAUCAUGCUGGCUCUGACCCUGAUCUGCCUCUUUGUCAGUCUCAGCCAAUCCUAUGGGGAAGCACUGUGAUUGGAUCAGGCUACCACUUCUGAUGAUGUCUGCAGACUGCUUGUUUUUCUGAGGCAAACAGCAUGCAGAGUUACAGCUUCUGGCUUGAAUACUGUAAGAUUUUCACUUUACUUACGAAGGCAUGAGGGACCCAGGGGUGCUAGAUGGUGGUGUUAACACUAUAGGGUCAGGAAUACAUGUUUGUGUUCCUGACCCUAUAGUGAUCCUUUAAAGGCGAAAUAAAAGGAAAUAAAGGGGAACAAAGUUAAUUACAGUAUAUACUCGAGUAUAGUAUAUACUCGAGUAUAAGUCUAGUUUAUCAGCACAUUUUUUGUGCUUAAAAACCCCCACUCGACUUAUACUCGAGUCACUGUCUGUAUUAUGGCAACUUAGAGAGCCGCGGCCGUCAGAGCCAUGGCAACGAUCCGCGCAGCAACCAGACCGCGAGACUUACAGUGAAGCUGACCGGAACGGAGGAGAAUGGAGCUGACAGGAGCUGCAGGAAAGGUAAGUAAAUGCUUCCUGCCGGCCCCCCCACUUCACAACCCAUGCCACUGGACCACCAGGGAUUAAGAUUGCCCCCCUCCCUGACCAGUUAACAAGCAGGGAGGGGGGGACAAAAAAAAUUAAAUUAAUAAAAAAAAAAUAAUAUUAAAAUAAAAAAAUAAAAAUAAUAAAAAUGCCCUCCCCCCACCCAGUUCACACACACUACACAAACACACACUCUGCAUUAUAUACACACUCUACAUUAUAUACACAGAGUGUGUGUAUAUAAUGCAGAGUGUGUGUUUGUAUGAGUGUGUGUGUAUAUAAUGCAGAGUGUGUGUUUGUAUGAGUGUGUGUGUGUAUAUAAUGCAGAGUGUGUGUUUGUAUGAGUGUGUGUGUAUAUAAUGCAGAGUGUGUGUUUGUAUGAGUGUGUGUGUAUAUAAUGCAGGGUGUGUGUUUGUAUGAGUGUAUAUAAUGCAGAGUGUGUGUUUGUAUGAGUGUGUGUGUAUAUAUAAUGCAGGUGUGUGUUUGUAUGAGGUGUGUGUGUAUAUAUAAUGCAGAGUGUGUGUUUGUAUGAGGUGUGUGUGUGUAUAUAAUGCAGAGUGUGUUUGUAUGAGUGUGUGUGUAUAUAUAAUACAGUGUGUGUUUGUAUGAGUGUGUGUGUGUAUAUAAUGCAGAGUGUGUGUUUGUAUGAGUGUGUGUAUAUAUAAUGCAGAGUGUGUGUUUGUAUUAGUGUGUGUGUAUAUAAUUAAAAUCACAAAAUUUCAUAGCCCCAAGUUUUACCCUCGACUUAUCCACGAGGCAUAGCAUAUUUCACAAUUGUUGGUCACAAAACUGCACUCGACUUAUACAUGAGAUCGACUUAUACACGAGUAUAUACGGUAAUAUAAAAUUGGACUUGCAAAUCAGACACUAAGGAGUUCACCGUAAGGUCUUUUAAUGUGUAUUGUACAUGAGAGCUAUUUAGGAUCUUACCAUGAGCAAAAGAACAGGAAAAAGCUUCAAAUAGUGAGUAGCUGGAGUGGGGCCAAGUCCCUCCAUGUCCACUCUCCAAGCCUCUUCUUCCCUCCCCUCAAAUCUCAGUUGUUUCCUCUUGGCAGUGAGGCCUGCAAAACCCAGAGGCCCCACAUCUAAUAUUAUUAUAUUCCUGCCACAAAUCCCAGUGAUUAACAGGUGAAGCCCCAGAAGAUGACAUAUAUGUGGUCAUUAUAUUCCAUGUUCUGCUAUGGUUAACCCCAUUCACCACAGACAUCAAUGUAGGAGGAUCCCGUGAUUUCCAAUUCCUAAUGACACAAAGUUGGGCCACUAUUACUAUGUGUAAAAACAUUGUAACUGCAGUAGGUAACUUGUGAGAAGUCAAAAAUAGUAAAACCUAGUCUGGGGAGCCUGGUACCUGGAUCUCUCCCACUGCUUGCAUUAUUUUAUAUGCCGGGGACCAGUAAGGCUGUACUAUUGGGCACUGCCACCAGAUAUGAUAAAGAGGUCCUAAUGCAUCUUGACAUCUUCAACAAGUUGGAGAACUAUUUGGGUAGAUUUUAUAUAAACGGGAUGGUGGAAGGUACCAUGGCAUUAUUCAUUUAUAAUGCAUUUCCAGGUGGUUAGUGUAUUUCUUAGUUUGUAGAGAGAAUUGAAUGCCUUAGGCCAUAUUUGUGAUGGGAAUUAUCCGUCUCACAGCUCUGGGCACAGAGUGGCUUGGGACAGUCUGUGUUGGCAUCAGAAGAGCGGAAUAACAUAUUGAUACCAGUUUCCCUUUAGAAGGGGGGAAACCUUAUGUCAGCUUUCUAAUGGUUUCAUAGAUUUUCUGAAAUACUUUAACACUAACAACCACAACAUAUAAGGCAAAUAAACUAUCAUGUUCCAUUUCUUACAGGAUGUUUGACAAAUUUUGCAUUAAAGAACAGAACAAUACAUUUCUGAAUUAGCUGCUUUGAAAGUACAGAACUUCGCAGUCGGAAAUAUAGUAAUAUGAAACUUGUAAACUUUCUCAAAUAGCCAUCUCUUUAACAGAUAUUGGCCAGAUAUCAUUAAUGGCUGGUAAAUUGCAGGGUGCAGUAAUCAGGAACCUCAUUGCCUGUUACUCAUUGAGUAUAAGUGUCCUAGAACCGUACAGUGAGAUUGUGUAAUGUGAUAGUGGCAGAGAAAGUAAUCACGAAAUGAGAGAUACGCUGUUCUGUGGAUAAAGGAGUAUCAGCAUCGUUAGAGCAGGAAAUGUGAUGGAAAGAAAAUAAAGUUAUGAUUUAUACUAUAAAAACAAGUUUGGGUAUUUUUGGGUUGAAGACAGACCACAGAUUUCUUCUGCAUUGUCUACACAGGGUUUAUAAACAGGUUCAUGAAUUGGAGAAUAAUAAAGGCCUGAUUCUUACAAGUUCUGUUUCCUAUUAACAUCUAGUAGUAUUUCAUAUCUAAAUAUAUUUAUACAGUAUUUAAUUAUUUCAACACAUUUCAUUUCAGGUUAAUGGAAUUAUUACUUCAAUACCUUUCUCCUUCAAAACCAACAAAAUCAAAGCAUUUAUGAAAGGUGAACAUGCCUUCGUCAGAACUGAUUUUGAUGUCACCAUGAAUUAUAACUGGGAUAAUUAUGCCCGCGUUAUGGUGCCCAGUACCUAUGCGGGUUCCUUGUGUGGUCUUUGUGGAAACUACAACAAUGAUCCUAAAGAUGACCUGACACCAGCAGAUGAUAACCAGGUAGCUGACAAUAUUAGGUUUGAAGAUCGGUAUAAGGUGGAGGAAACUCCUGGCUGUACAGGAGACUGUAAAGAAGAUUGCCCCACGUGUGAUGAAGAUAAAAUCGAUAAAUACAAGGGCGAGAUGUACUGUGGAAUUCUUAACAAUGUGAAAGGACCACUUAGACAAUGCUUUACUGUGGUUGACCCAUCGCCCUUCUUUGAUGAUUGUGUGUAUGACAGCUGCCAAUACCAAGGUUAUUAUGCAGUAACCUGUGGUGCCAUUGCUAGUUAUGUUUUGGAGUGCCAGAGCAAGGGGAUCAAGAUUGAAUCUUGGAGGACAUCGACAUUCUGCAGUAAGUGACUCAUAUUACAUUUCUCGUUUAAUUCCCAAGGAGCAGAAAUUAUUAGUGAAACCAUUUCUAAUGAGGUAAAUUGUAAAAACAAAAAUGAUCCCAUCUCAGACCUCCUCAGUCAUAUACCUCACUGGAAUCCAUCUGAAUUCAUAGAAAAUAUGUUUACAAAUAGCUCUGUUAACUUGUUAAUUUAGCUAAAUAAAGCAGUUUUAGUGUAUAGAUUAUUCCCCUGCAAUUUCACUGCUCAAUUCACUGUCAUUUAGGAGUUAAAUCACUUUGUUUCUGUUUAUGCAGCCCAAGCCACACCUCCCCUGGCUAUGACUGACAGAGCCUGCAUGAAAAAAAAACUGGUUUUACUUUCAAACAGAUGUAAUUUACCUUAAAUAAUUGUAUCUCAAUCUCUAAAUUGAACUUUAAUCACAUACAGGAGGCUCUUGCAGGGUCUAGCAAGCUAUUAACAUAGCAGGGGAUAAGAAAAUCUUAAUUAAUCAGAACUUGCAAUAAAGAAAGCCUAAAUAGGGCUCUCUUUACAGGAAGUAUUUAUGGAAGGCUGUGCAAGUCACAUGCAGGGAGGUGUGACUAGGGUUCAUAAACAAAGGGAUUUAACUCUUAAAUGGCAGAGGAUUGAGCAGUGAGGCUGCAGGGGCAUGUUCUAUACACCAAAACUGCUUCAUUAAGCUAAAGUUGUUCAGGUGACUAUAGUGUCCCUUUAAGCUCUGUUAAUACCUGUGUAAUCUGUAUCCACAUGGUAAUUAUUAUAAAUGACUUAACCUAAAACAUUUUGGGAUGGAUGUUCCCUUAACCUGUAGCUGGGAAUGUUAUCUACAAGCAGAGUUCCAUCGAGUGUACGUCGGGAUUGUUUGUAAGUAUUUCUUAGAUCUGAGCAUAUUGUGUCUCAAAUAGUUCAAUCUGUUGUAAGCAAAGACAAAGCACUAUAUUAGUGUGAUAUUAAUGAUUUUCAUAGAAAGCUAUAAAUACACAAAACUCCCCAUAAGAAUGUCAUCAAAUAAAAAAAAUAAAAAAAAUUUCCAAAAGAAAAUUCAGAUUUAAAAAUUCUGCCUGACUGGCUUUUAAAGUGAGCGAUGGUAUUCCUCUGUUGCCAUAAUGAGAUGAUCACAGGGUUUGUCACCACAAUGAGUUGUUCUCAGGUUUGUUGCCAUAAUGAGUUGAUCUCAGGUUUGUCGCCAUAAUGAGAUGUUCUCAGGUUUGUCGCCAUAAUGAGUUGUUCUCAGGUUUGUUGCCAUAAUGAGUUGAUCUCAGGUUUGUCGCCAUAAUGAGAUGUUCUCAGGUUUGUCGCCAUAAUGAGUUGAUCUCAGGUUUGUCGCCAUAAUGAGAUGUUCUCAGGUUUUUUGCCAUAAUGAGUUGUUCUCAGGUUUGUUGCCAUAAUGAGUUGAUCUCAGGUUUGUCGCCAUAAUGAGUUGAUCUCUGGGUUUGUCACCACAAUUAGUUGUUCUCAGGUUUGUUGCCAUUAUGAGAUGAUCUCAGGGUUUGUCACCACAAUGAGUUGUUCUCAGGUUUGUCGCCAUAAUGAGAUGAUCUCAGGUUUGUCACCAUAAUGAGAUGUUCUCAGGUUUGUCGCCAUAAUGAGAUGAUCUCAGGUUUGUCGCCAUAAUGAGAUGUUCUCAGGUUUGUCGCCAUAAUGAGUUGAUCUCAGGUUUGUCGCCAUAAUGAUAUGUUCUCAGGUGUGUCGCCAUAAUGAGUUGUUCUCAGGGUUUGUCACCACAAUGGGUUGUUCUCAGGUUUGUCGCCAUAAUGAGAUGUUCUCAGGUUUGUCGCCAUAAUGAGUUGAUCUCAGGUUUGUCGCCAUAAUGAUAUGUUCUCAGGUGUGUCGCCAUAAUGAGUUGUUCUCAGGGUUUGUCACCACAAUGGGUUGUUCUCAGGUUUGUCGCCAUAAUGAGAUGAUCUCAGGUUUGUCACCACAAUGAGUUGUUCUCAGGUUUGUCGCCAUAAUGAGAUGAUCUCAGGUUUGUCGCCAUAAUGAGAUGUUCUCAGGUGUGUCACCAUAAUGAGAUGUUCUCAGGUUUGUCGCCAUAAUGAGAUGAUCUCAGGUUUGUCGCCAUAAUGAGAUGAUCUCAGGUUUGUCACCACAAUGAGUUGUUCUCAGGUUUGUCGCCAUAAUGAGAUGAUCUCAGGUUUGUCGCCAUAAUGAUAUGUUCUCAGGUGUGUCACCAUAAUGAGAUGUUCUCAGGUUUGUCGCCAUAAUGAGAUGAUCUCAGGUUUGUCGCCAUAAUGAGAUGUUCUCAGGUUUGUCGCCAUAAUGAGUUGAUCUCAGGUUUGUCGCCAUAAUGAUAUGUUCUCAGGUGUGUCGCCAUAAUGAGUUGUUCUCAGGGUUUGUCACCACAAUGGGUUGUUCUCAGGUUUGUCGCCAUAAUGAGAUGAUCUCAGGUUUGUCACCACAAUGAGUUGUUCUCAGGUUUGUCGCCAUAAUGAGAUGAUCUCAGGUUUGUCACCACAAUGAGUUGUUCUCAGGUUUGUUGCCAUUAUGAGAUGAUCUCAGGUUUGUCACCACAAUGAGUUGAUUUCAGGUUUGUGGUUUCUUGCAGUUCAGGUGAAAACAGACAGUGCAAUGUACCAUAAUAUUUAUUUUACUUUUUAUUUCCGAUUUGCCUCUCCCUUGCUGAUUUCAAGGAAAUUGGCCUCCAGCCUGACAAUGUUGCUGUCUGCAGCUACCAUGUGGAAAGAUUAAUAAAUGUACAUCAUAAAACUCUCUUUCUAACUCUGUCACUGUGUUGGAGUUUGUUUAUAUCUGUAUUUAUCCUGUAUAUUUAAAACGUUGUGUUCUUCACACUGACUGUCACAGGUGUUGAUUGUUUUCUCACAAGGGCCUUGCUUUAAUUUAUUUGAAUCUGUAUCAGAAAUUAUUCAAUUCUCUUAAAACAAAACAACUUUUCAAACAUUUUAUUUACAGAACUCACCAUUAAUGUUUAUGGGAAUUUUUGUAGAUAAAUUAUAGUUUUUUUUCCUAAUUGGAUGGAAUGACUUCUGAUUCUAAAGAGUUAAGUCGAGACCAUUGUUUUAGAAACGUAUGCGUUGUGAUUUUGCGCAAUCACUUGGGCAGAGAUUUAAAGCUGAUCUGCACACAGUCACAGAAUGCACAUCACAGAAUAAAUGUGAUAAUAGAUGUGGCAUUAAAAUAUUCUGGGAUAAAACCAACAAUAAAAAAGCCAACGUGACAUUUUUCCACAGAUGAUGAACCAAAUCUUUAGUUGAUAAUUCAAUUUGCAUAUUUUAUAUUUGAAAAGUCGUGUAUACCGUGUAUCUAUGUAAUAGUGAUUUUCCUCUUUCUGGUAGAUAUGUCCUGUUCUGUGAAUAGUCACUAUGAGCUGUGUGGAACUGGAUGCCAUCCUACAUGUGCUGGCCUGUCCACUUCGGUGGAUUGUGCUAAGUCAUGCAUGGAAGGGUGCUACUGUGACAGCGGAUUCCUGCUCAGUGCAGACACAUGUGUCCCUAUAUCUCGGUGCGGCUGUCUAUUCCAAGGCCAAUAUUAUAAAAAUGGGCAGGUGUUUUAUCCUGAAGGACAAUGCAAGACGAGCUGCCAGUGUAUGGACAAUGGAAAUGUCAUCUGCCAGGACAUGUCUUGUGGUCCAGAUGAAGAAUGUAACGUGGUGAAUGGAGUCCGUGGCUGCUUUUCUAAAAAAGAAGGAACAUGUGUGGUGUCUGCCAACAAACACUAUCUCUCUUUCGAUGGUCUUGACUAUAACUUCUACGGCACUUGCUCCUACACUCUGGCCAACGUCUGCAAGAAGGAGCCAGGGCUAGGAAACUUCUCUGUAAUUCUGGAGAAUAAUAGCAUCGGGAAAGAUAAAAUGGAAAGAAUUAGGUCGUUAAAGGUGAACGUGUAUGAAUAUGAAAUUAUCAUGAAACAAGGAACAUACUGGAAAGUACAAGUAAGUUCCAGUUGUAGAGAAAACAUUUUCUUUGACUAAUGUUUAGGCAGUUUUACUUUCAAAAUGACAUUAUCAUAGAUUACUUUUCAAGAUAUGUUUUUCUAUAAAUGACUGAAAAAUAAUAUCAUGGGGUUUAUUAAAUGGUUAAAAGGUAUACAGGGUGUCUUGUGCUACUGCAGUUACACCAUUAACAAGUGAAGAAUUAAAAAAAUUUCACCUAUAAUUAAACAAAUGUUUUUACUAUUCUCAUUACAGAUCCAUGGGGAAGAUCACUCGUUGCCUCUUAAUUUGGAGAAUGGUAAAGUUCUGAUCUCACAAGAGGGUUCCAAUAUAAAGCUGCUGACAGAUUUUGAGGUGGCUGUCCUCUAUGAUUCUAUGAAUUUGGUUAAAAUCACAGUCCCUGGAGCUUACCAGGGAGCCACCUGUGGUCUGUGUGGUGAUUUCAAUGACCAAAAUAACGAUGAAUUCCGUUUACCAAGUGGCGUGUUGUCUAAUAACUUAGAGGAAUUUGGUGCGGCCUGGAGUACAAACUCUGACGGGUGUGUUAACGGCUGCCAGGAGAACUGUAACAGCUGUGAUCCACUGAGGGCCACCAUAUUUGCACGAGAUGAGGCAUGCGGUCUAUUUCUACUCGAAGAUGGGCCAUUUGCAGAAUGCAAAUAUCUAGUGAAUGCCACUUACUACUUCAACAAUUGUUUGCUGGAUAUGUGCACCUCUGAUGGACAGAAGGAAACCCUUUGUGAUAUUCUUCAGGCGUACACCGUUGCUUGCCAAGACGCUGGGGCAAAGAUUAAACCAUGGCGAACCUCAACCUUCUGCUGUAAGAUUCCUAUAUCCACUUUAUUAUAAUAGACAAAAAUAGGUAAACAGAUAGAUAGAAAUGUAGAUGGAUAAAUUAAUAAUAGAUAGGCAAGCAGAUGGUUCAAGUUCUUUAUUUUUUCCAUACAUGAAGAUUACAAUUAUACUUGAAUUGCAGAACCACACAAACUAAAAUAGUUUAUAAUAACUACAGCUUUUUUUCCCACCAUAUAUGGACAAGUUUAUACGAUAACAUACUUAACCGUCUUGCUUUUCUAAUUUCUCAUUUAGCCAUGUCUUGUCCGAAGAACAGUCAUUAUGAUGUUUGUGCUCGCACAUGUGACAUGACAUGCUAUGGGAUCACCGCACCCUCCUUCUGCUCUGACGCCUGCUACGAGGGCUGCGUGUGCGAUGACGGUUACCAGUUUGAUGGCAGCCAUUGUGUGGAAAUGGACACAUGUGGAUGUGUGUACAAUGGGAGAUAUUUAAAGGUAAGUCAUGUAUUGCGUGUGUAUAUUUUGUACAGUAGUUUAAUUAGGGCUCUUUUCCCCCCAUAUCAAAUAUUUCAGACAUUUUUUUAAAACAACCAGAUAUUUUGAAAGAUAUUCGAGUAUUUAUAUUUAAAGAUAAUUUAGAGUGAUCUUUUUGUAUUAGCUUUCACGUAACUUAAGUGAGUGCUGAGGAAAACCCUGUGUUUUGUCACAUAGUGAGUUGUAGUGUAUGGUGCAUACAAAGAGUGAAACAAAUCCCAUUAGAGUACUAAUUCAAAUACUAUUCUGUGCUACAUCAACAAAUACUGUCAAAAUUGUUUGCCAUUGCAAAGGGAGCAUUGCAGCCCUAUUGGUGUUUAUUUCCAUAUUUUAAAUGGCAUUCUGGUAGAGCUGUAGAACUAAAUUCAUUCUGGCCACCUGUGUAUAGACAAUGUUUUGUCCCCACCCCCCCCCAGAAAUUUACUUAUAAUAUAAUUAUAGUACAGCAGUUUAUCUCAAAUAUACUUAUUUUCUGGUGAGUUUCCUUCGCGACUUUUAUCGGUUUCUUUUAGUCAAUCGCGUUGGUGCUUAAGUGACCAUGUGUUUGGUGCUCCCCUGUCCUGAUGUCAAAGUUUAGAUUAGAAUAAAAAUAGAUCACAUUUUGUGAGCUAUGGAGUAAAUGUAAAUAAGGCAUCAAGAGGUCUUAUUAAACAAAAGCAGUAAGUUUGGUAAAAUGAAUUCUAACUUGAUUACAUUAAAUUAUAACAAGGUAUUGGAUACACUGUUUAAUAUUAUUAUGUCAACUCUUCUCUUAAAUAAAGCAGACAGAGGACAUAAAUAGAUAGUAAAGAGUAAACAAACAGAAAAAACGCAAUAACUACAGAUAGAAACAUAGACAAACAGAUAUAGAAAGGCAAAAACAUACAUGGAUAGAAAGACAGAUAUAUAAUAAUGAUUGAUGGAUAAUAGGGGUUAAAAUAAAUGGCCAACAGUUUCUGUUUAAUAUAAGGUGAAACACAUAGAUUUAUUUGAAGGAAGUGACAUGUAUUUAUUGAUCCAUUCAUAUAUUCCUUUUUCUAUUGUGUUUUGCAGCUGGGGUCGUCUCUCCUUUCCCAUGAUUGCUCCGAGGUGUGUCUGUGUGAGACUGGUGGCUCUGUCUCUUGCAGUAACCUCACAUGCUCAGAUGAAGAGUUCUGUGGGCUUGAGAAUGGGGCGAGAGGAUGCAUUAAGAAGCAGGGUUCAUGUACACUCAGUGCCAAUGGCAACCUAAUGACCUUCGACAAAUUACUUGCCCCUGUUUUUCCUGGAAUCACUUUCGACCUUGCAGCUGUGUGUGACCCCAGCCACGAUGCCUGGUUCAGACUGGUCGCCAUCACAGAGAGCUGCCAGAGCGACACAAAUCUCCAUGUUUCAGCCGUCCAUGCCUAUUUUGUGGGUGUCUCCAUUGCAAUCAACCAGUUUGGCAAGGCCUGGGUAAGAAAGAUGGACCAAUAUCUCAUGAAGCAAUAUGUUGUGCAUUACAAUUCAAUUUGUAGCCUCAAAAACACAACUGGGGCAACUGGGGAAUUAAAAAUGCUUUUCUAAAAUAAUUAGCAAAAACUCUCAAACUGGAUUUUAAAAAAAAGUUACAUUUAAAUGUUCAAUUUCUUUGUCAGUAUUCUAAUUUUGUAUUUUCUAAGCAAAACCUCUGUAACACUCUGUAUACUCUGUAUACAUCGAAUUAUUGAUUAUGUUGGUUCAUUAUGGAGCCUGUAUUGAUUAUCCCUAAUUUAGACUUGUGAUUCCUAAUUAUCAUUUUAUUGUUUUUAUUACAGGUUGAUGGGAGAGCAGUUAAACUUCCAUUUCAGGAUAACGGAUCUCUGUCAAUACAUUCCGAAGGGGAAACGCUGGUAUUGAGACGUAGCAACAUGAUGGAGCUUAUCGUGAAUAGGAAUGGAGAAUUAACUCUGCGUGUGAAUGAGAACCUAGCAGGGGCUCUCUGCGGAGCUUGUGGGAACUUCAACAGGCAGAAGUUUGAUGACCUGCAAGAACCGGGAGGAAAAUCCAUAACUCUUGUGGCUAAAUUUGUAGCAUCCUGGGCUUCGCAGGAUUUCUCCAGAUGGUAGGUGACAUCGAAAUCUGACAUGAUCUGCAGUCUGGCUGAACAGAGACAUGGAAACUGGAAAAUGCGGAGAAUUGACAGAGCCGUUGUAAAAGUUACACCAAAAUAACUUAAUUAGGAAAAGACAUUACAUUUCCCUAAUCAGCCAUUUAAUGAAAUACUCUGUCAAUUCUCCAUAAUGUCCAGUUCAGUGAAGAUUCUCCCAAAAAGUUGAAAACACUAAAUCGUAAACUUUUAUAAAUGUUUUGUGUUUAUGCAUGCCUGAAAAACUGACAUUAAUUCGGUGACGAAGGACAAAAAAAUAAAACAACUGGAGGGGCGGCUUUAAAUGUAGAGCAAUGAGCAUGAUUAUUCCAUUGGUUUCCAUGGCAACUGCUCCACUUUACGAAUAUGGCCCGAGAAUGGCUGUUUUUUUAAACUCUACUUUUGUUAAUAUUUUUUAUCAUCAUUUCACUGGUUUUGCAGCAUUUUUACCAAUUAAUUAAUGCUUCUCUCACUCAAAAUGUUUUCUACCGUCUGGCACACUGGCUGCUGCCUAGUAGUGACAAAGACAAACCUGUUAGAAAUAAACAUUACGACACAGAGUAUAAAAAACUGCCUGUAUGCUGCAUUAGUUCAUGGUGCUCAGCUGGUUAGUGAUUUAAAGUGAUAUUUUAACCUGUUUGUAGUUCAGCGUCUAUUGAACAGAUACAAGGGAACUGUACGCAAAAAAUACAGCACUAGUCCUGAUAACCAACGCUGCCAGAGAUAAGUCCAGCCAAGUGAGUCGUAGAGUUAGCAGCUUCAAUGGCACCAAGCUAUCGGACAAUGUUUCAACUCCUCAUCAAAUCUUUUCCCAUUUGUGUGCCCAGACGUUUCUUUAGAAGCGCGUCCCAGCCUCUGUGUCUGUCUGCAGACUGUAUCCAUUGUGAAGUAACACUGAACAUAUAAACAUUUAUUGAAUCUUAUAUGAAGUCUAAAAAUAUAUUUAAAAUACAACGACAAAAAAACCUUGUGCAAUAAUAAUUAUUGCUAUACUGAGUGUGCACACUACUAAGUAAUGUAGCAAAAAAAUGGAGACUGUCAAUUAAUUAAAUAUAAGGUAAAAGAGAAAUAUACCAUAAAAAAUGUAUGUAAUGCUUUUAUAUUACUUUCUGCAACAUGUGUUAAAUUCAUUCUAAAAGAAGGAAAUGUAUUGCAGAAUUAUAUAUAUUCUAUAUCCUCUGUGUAAUCGGAAUGUGCUGUUAAUUGGGACUGCAUGCCUAAAUAAUAGAUCCUUUUCAAUAUCCCAUACUCCGUUAUCAUCCCUGAAGAAGUGAGUGCAGGCUCACGAAACAUGUAGGAUCGACGGAGAAGAUUGGGACCAGACCAGACGUCACACAGAUUCAUCAAGAGCGACCACAUUUAUUAAUUACGAGCGGACGCAAUUACUUUCACUUUCUAUGUGAGCGGCCGCAACAUAUUCUGUCGGCAGACUAAGCUCAGCUCCGGCAGCUACAAAUAAAGGAGACCCCCCACGUAGCAAGACAGCCACAGGGGGAAAAGGAAUUUUUCUCCAGUACCCUGUACAGCUGCACAACGGGACUCCCUGGCAGUCAACCAGCAGAACUUACUAUUUGGAUAGUUUGUAGCAGUAACAGCUUCAAUACUCAGCGCCGCAGCAGACCUUACUCUCUUCAUAUGUAAUCAGAAGGAUGUCAGCACAAACCCAUCCCCAACCUAUACAAGGUUGGACUUCCCCCCUUUCCCCCCUGUUGGGGAUAAAAUCAGCCCGGGCCCUUUGUGGAUGAUGGAUAUUUGCCAACUCAUUCAGAGCUCUGGAAAUUGGAAAUUAAUAGCAGAGACAUGUUCAAUAACCAAUUCAAAUUCCUUUAUUACGCAAGUUAUAUUUAUACCCCAUUUUCAUAGCAGGAUGGGAGGGGGGAAAAAUUAGCAUAUGGGCGUGACAAUGAUGACAAUGACAUAGAUUGUUUUUCACAAGUUAUGAGCAGCUGUUUCUCGUUAUCCUACAUUAUAUAACACACGUAUAUUUGAUAAAAAAAACAGAUAUUUACAAAUACCAAAAUCUUGGACAAUUAACAAAAACAAUUCAAAAUCAGUAUUGUCAUUCUCGUAAAUGAUAUUAGAUAAAUUCUUCCCAGAAUCGAAGAUACAAUUUUAAGUUUAAAUUAACCAUUAUAUGAACAGCUGGGAUAGAUAGUGAGAUGGAUAUUUGUAUCUCCACCCCUUCACCCCCUCCUUUUCUUUCUUUUUUUUUUUUUUUUUUAAUACUCUGUUUUUUUCUGCCAUUCCACUUCUCAUUUUUAUUUUUUUUAUUUUUUCCAUAUUUUUUUAUUGUAUUUUUUAUGGUAUAUUUCUAUUUUACCUGUAUUUCAUUAAAUGACAGUCUCCCUUUUUUUUGCUAUAUUACUUAGUAGUGUGCACACUCAGUAUAGCAAUAAUUAUUAUUUGUACAAUUGUUAUAUGUUUAUUAUCAACAUGUGAUUAGACUGUAUUUUUUGCGCUACCUUAUCCAUUUUCAGUGUUACUUUGUCUUGUAUUAGAAAGCGUAGGGAUACUUUCUUCUAAAGGAGCAGCAUUAUAAGGCACCUCUUUCACACUGUUCACAGACACCCUAUAUUAAGUGUAUACAUAUAUUUUCUCCCCGCAAUUAUAUUUCUUUGGAUCAUUCAUUACAACAUUGGGUGUAUACUUGCUUUGCGCAGUUUACACGUAUACCAGAGAAGUUCCCACUCUCUUGGUUCUAAUCAUGUAUCCACUGUGAAAUGUCUAGAAUUUGUAAGAGCUAAACUGGAAUACAAAUAUCAUCUGAGAUACAUUUUUUCAGUUCAGCUACUUUGGUUGGAAAUACACAAUUUAUUUGUAAGUUGUCCACAAUUGGGGAUUUAUUGGGAAAUGUAUCCUUACCUAUCCAUAGGAUGCUUUAGGGAUUAGUGAGAAGACGUGGUCAUUUAUCUCACAUUCUCUUUGUUAUUUUCCCACAGUGAGCUGUGAAGUCCACGAGGCUGAUAUCGUGCCAUGGAUUCUUUUGGAAUGUAUAUAUAGCAUUUUAGAUCCCAGCUCCCACUAACUGUCAAACCCCCUCCAAGAAUGGCUGUCUGAGGGUGCUGGUAGCGGCCCUGUUCGUAUGGAGAGGCUCGGACUGUUCAUGCACUUAUGGUUAAAUGUUACUUCUUUUCCCUUUCUUUUUGCAAUUCUUAUUUUAUGAAAUUAAAAACUUUGCUUUUUAAUCAAUGCCAUUAUUAUGCAAAUUUCAGUAACUACUGAAACUCUUGAUUGAAUUGUUAUUAUUUGUUCACAAAAUAAAACAGUUUCUCUUUACUCUAA